GAGAGCUGUUUGAGAAAAAAGUAUAUUGAAAGUUUGGUGACCAUUCCACAUUCGGGACUUUACUGAAAUUUCGUUUAUGGAAUGGAGUAGUUUUGAACACCAAAACAGAGAGUGAUGGCCUAUCAGGGUGGUGUUGCCCCUAACUUGUCACGACAGGGGAGCCACCAUUCUCUGCAGGGUCCCCCAGGUUAUGACCCUUAUUCAUCCCAUCACAGACUCCAACCCUCCAACCUCACCCAAUCAGUUCGCCAGGAUCCUAGGAGUCAAUCCCAGAUCCUAGGCCAUUCAUCUGGUCAGGCACAGACCCAGAAGUAUGUGUCCCAGCCAAAUCUCUCCCGUCAUGAAAUGGAGAAACAGCACUAUGGAAGCCAACAGAUUUCUCCUAAGCCAACAUACCAGCCAAUCAGACCACAAGAAAAAUCCAGCAAACCAGCAUAUCGGCCAAUCAGAGGUGAUGAAAGUCAGUUGAACGAAUCACAGUACAGCAGUCAACAAAACUUAUCUUCACCAACCAAUCAAAAGCCACAUUAUCAGCCAAUCAGACCGAAGACAAAUGAAGGGUCAAACUUAUCCAGACCUGUCAGUCUCCAGAACUUGAGUCUUGAUCAGCAAUGGAACUUAGUUCGUAGUGAGAGCCAGAGAUCUGUGUCUGGUCCUAGACCAAAAGUUCAAAAUUAUGCACAGAAUCAGCCAUCUCCAUCCUCACCUCAGGGUCAAAGGUCACUCUACCCUGAGGAAACUAGUCCACAAUCAACCUCUCCCAAAUACCUACCCAAUCAACCCAUCCUUCGCCAGGACAGUGAAGGUCCCCCUCCCUAUCAGAGGGAGCCAGAACAAAUCACAGCCUCCCACCAAAGCCCUCAGUACUCCCCUAAACAGAAUGGGUACUCCACACAUGAUUCUAGAAGAUCACUGAGGUCCCAGACCUCACCUUAUCCUUCCAGGAAGGACGCCGCGAGUCCACCACACACCACACCCAUGAUGUCGCGGAAGGGGAGUGAGUACUCACACGCUCAGCGGAGCACUCGAACUCAGCAGAGCACUCAGAGUCAGAUGUCCUUGGCCAGCUCGGGGAGUGGUGCUCACCCAAUACCUGAAGCCCGAGGAAUGGAGGCCUCUCACAUCAUUGAAAUCCUGAAAACAGAGAUUGUCUACCUUACAGGAGGGAGGGACAGACAAGGAGGACCAGUGCUGACCUUUCCCCCUCAACCUGUCAACCCCAGCUUCAACUCACAUGACAUCACUAUCUGCCUCAAGUACCUGUCUCAGAUACCCAGUGAGGAGUCUAAGAGGCGGGGCUUCACAGCUAUUGUGGACAGUAGAGAUGGGUCCUGGCAGAACCUGGUCACAGUGCUGGGCUGUCUCAAACAAUCUCUUGGAGAAUACAUGAAGCAAGUGCUAGUACUGAAGGCUGACCAACAGAUGGACAGACGGUCCAGUAGUAGCAGCUUCAGGAGAGACAGAAACAACCCAAACCUAGAGCCCCAGUUUGUAAAUCUCCAGAGACUGUACACUUACGUAGAUAAGAAUCAGCUGACUCACAGUUAUGGAGGACUGCUGUGGUACAACCAUCAUGAGUGGCUCCAAAACAGAAUUGACCUGGAGAAGUUUAUCCGUGAGUCGCGCGCGGCCUCGUCACACCUGGACGACUCGGAGACCCAGAUACACCAGGUAUACUCCCAGAAGGAGACCCUGACCAGUCCCCUGGAGUCCCUCCGUCAGCACCGCUUCUUCCAGGAGUCCAUCAUGAGUGUCCCCACCCAAGUCAUACGCGACGGUCGUGACCUUUUGACCCGACUUAAGAGGCCGGGGAACUCGGAGGAGGACACAGCGAGUACGCUGGAUAACCUUGAGGAACAGAAACAGGUGAAGCGGCUGAUCACGUACCUAGAGAACCGCGUAGACAAGUUACAGAACCUACUGGAGGACCGAGAUCGCUCACUCAAUCUCAACCUACACUACGAGGACUUCCAGAGAAACGUCAAAAAUGUGGUGACUUGGAUUCUUGGUCCUGGGGAGAAGUUGCUGGCCUCACAGGUGGGGAUUGGGGAUUCUUACCAUGCUGCUGAGGAACUGAGGAAAAGACAUGAAGAAAUGGAAAUCAAAUGCACAGACACGUAUGGUCAGUACGCAGAACUGCGACACACAGCGGAGGAGCUGAUCAGUGAGGAACAUCCAGCCACAGCGGACAUCAGGUCAACCCGGGACUACAUGGACACGGUCUGCCGGAGCUUCGCCAGUCGACUGGAACGUCGACGCACUCUGUUGAUCACCUCCGUACGAUUCCACAGACUGGCAGAAGAGUUUUCUGUGAAGUUGGAUGACCUACUUGAGAUGCUGUGUAGUGAGAUAGAGGCUGAGGAUGUCCCUUCUGCUGAGGCAGCCAUUCAGAAUCUCAAUGACAAAUGUGAAAAUAUAGACAAUUUGGCUCAGCAGACCUUGGAUGAUGGCCAGAGCCUGUUGGAUGAAAUGUCCCGCCCUGUCAAGAAUGCCAUGGGUAAGGACAUCACCCCAGACUACGCCUCACAGAUUAAACACGUCCAGAAGAAACUGGAGGACCUCCAGGAGAGAAAAUUACGCUGUGACGAACUGUCUGAUGUCCGCAAACUCAAACUACAACAGAUACUUCAACUACGCACUUGUGAAAGGGACGCUGAUCAGGCUAUAGACUGGAUCCUGGAGCUGUGUGAGGUGAUGGCAGCCACCCACACCAGUAUGGGGAGUACCCAGGAGGAGGCAGAGAACCUCCAGCUUGAGCACAAGAAGUUCGAGACCACAGCUGCUGGAACUUAUGAGUAUGGGAAGCAGUUGCUACAAGCAGGCUUGGUUCUGCGUCGGUCACUGAGAUACGACCUGGCCCCGAAUAAUGAGAGAUCUCACCGACUGGAGGAAGCCUGGAAAAGAUUCUCACAGGGGACCAACGAGCGAGCCAACAGACUCACCGUGUCAGCCAUGUUCCUCGCAUCAGCUGACAAAAUUCUGGAUCGAGUGGAUGACCUUCUGAUUCCAAUUUCCUGGACAAUGUCAGGAGAGGCCACUGUGCCAGACAUCCUCAAACAAUACACACCGAUCAAAGGUCAGGUGGAGAGGGACCACCAGGAGACGGAUCGUAUGGGGCGGGCCCUGCUAGAGAGGCUGGCCAUGCCAAUAAUACUCACUGAGGGGAAGGAGAAGACUUUAAGUUUGGAUGACCAUGAGGCUGUGGAGGUCAUUAGCAGUAAACUUACAAAAAUGGAACAAAAGACAAAGGAUCUGAACCGGUACUGGUCUGAAAUGGAGCGGACUAGAAGACCCCCGUCAGCAGUGCAAUACGGAGAAUCUCGUAAACGGCAGCCAUCCCGCACAAAGACGUUCUCAGGGUAUGAUGCUGGUAGGAACAAACCACAGUCUUCACAAAAAAGACAGAGGCGGUCUACAUCAGACCUCGGAAAUCAGCCAAUAGCCCCAGAGAGGGCGGUCAGAACUCGGGAAAAACCCAGACCUCCGGAGAGAUCUGGUUCCCUUCAUCACAAUGUAAAGCCCCCAGUUAGGGAGGGGCUGGUCACCAGCAGCUAUAGUCAACCAGUCAAUGCCAAAGCACAGAGUCUCCCAAGGAAUUUUAGGCCUUCAUCCCCUAAUACCCUCAAACAACAGCUGGAAGAGGGAGCAGAAUGGAUUCGAGUACGAGUCCAUCAAAUGGAGCCCGAUCUCACAGAUGUGGGAUCUACACUGGAAGAGGCCCUACAACUCAGACAAGAACACAACGAAAUGCUCGCCAAGCUCAAGAGCAAAGAAGACGAAAUCAAGAACAUCCUGGCCAGUGCAGAUGCUUACGCUGUGGAAAACCGCUCCCAAGCGGACGUGUACGCAGCUAUGGCUGAGACUCUGAACGAAGCCUGGAGAGAACUCAACACCAAACUGGAACACCGCUCAAUGCUACUGGACCAGAGCAUCGCAUUCCACCAGAGUGCUCAGGACUUUGCUGCAAAGAUGGAGCAUGCUCAGGGUAAAUUUACCAGCAUGCUGCCGACACAGGACGUGAACACAGCACGGCAUCUGCUUCAGCAGCACCAGGAGAUCAAAAAGAGUAUACUUGAAUCAUCCCAAUCAACCUUGCAACAAGGUCACUCGCUUUUGGAGCGUAUUCGUGAAAUGGGUAUGCAUGCGGACCUACAGAACCGGCACGCCACGACAGCGGCUUGUUACGGUAUUGAACACCUACUGGAACUACUACAAGACCGAAGACGACGACUCGAAGAAAUAUGGGAACAGCGUAGAAUCCGUCUCGAGCAGUGCCUACAACUGUGCCAGCUCGACCAGGAAACCAACAAGGUGCUUGACUGGUAUAGAACGACGGGUUCUGCCUACCUACAUAGGACUGAUCUGGGAGAUUCCUACCAUCACUCCCAACUCAUACAAGAGGAACACUACAGAUUUGAAGCCCAAGCAAGGCAUGUCCAAGAGAAUGUUCUGCGGCUGGUCCGUAAAGCGGAUCAACUUCUCCGCCGCACCAACUUGGACGCCGAGGGCGUAAGACAAAGACUACAGACUGUGGACCGUGAAUGUGAAAACUUCAUGGUCCGCUUGGACAACAAGAGAAAGAACAUUUCGAUGGCUCUAUCGUUUUUCGAUCUGGCCGAGAAGGCUCUGAUGACCCUCGACCAGAUCGAGGUCCAACUGAACACCAUGGACCUCCCACGGAACAGCGCAGAGCUUGCAGACCGUCAUGCUCAGUUGUCUAACGUCAUCGUGGAAUCCUCCACUCCAGCUCUCAGAGAGGGUCGAAUCCUACUAGAAAGGGUCAGUAGGGACGACCCUGGGGCUGAUGGCGUCAGACGCAAGAUGACUCAGCUGCAAGAUCGCUGCUCAGGACUUGAGUCCUUGUGUAAGGCUCGGCGUGCUGAGGCCUGGGAGAGGAGCAAGACUUACCUUAUAUUUGAAGAGAAAUACACAGAAAUUCACACUUGGGUGACAAAGAUUUGUCAAUCCACCCUCGCCAGGCACAACAGCAUGGGAACUAGUCUUACCAAUGCCGAGGACUUCCUGGAAAUACACGAACAAUUGGAACAAGACAUAAGAGACAAGAAUGCGGAUGUAGAGAGUUUGUCGGAGGCAAGGGCAAACCUGGUCAAGUCAGGGGACCCGGAGGCCCAGACUGCCACCGAGAAGGUCGACACGCUGUGUAAGCAGAUCCACCGUCUGCACCGCAUAGUGGAAGUCCGCAUUCAAAUCUCCAUCGUCUAUGUCACAUUUCACAAACUCGUGCAACAGCUUACCAACAACAUGAAUGGGUUGGAACACAUCAUAAAAUCAGAAACCGAGAAUUUACAAGACUUGACAGAAGAUGCAGUAAGACACACAGAAGAACUGUGGACAAAGGUUACAGAAACCUACAACCAAAUGCAGGACAGAGGACAUGAUUUCCUACAGAACUCAUCCACAAUUCAGGAUGACUCUACAAUAGAUAUCAGAAGCUCCACCAACACAGUGGAGAGAAUUACCUCAGAAUACAAAGAGAGGAUGACAAUACUGAGCACCACCUACGAGUCGUGGACCACCCACGUCAACUCAAGUCGCCAGUUCAAAACUCAGUGGCACCAGUUUGUACAGGAUGCCAGAAAGACAAUUGAUUGGGUCCUGAAAAUUGAGAACGACUUUUUCCCCGUCAUUGCUGGUGAUCUGGGUAGCUCAGUAGAAACAGCUCAUCGCUAUCAGAACCAGUUAGAAGAGUUCUCACCCGUGUUCAAGGUUGGUUUCCUUUUGCUCUCUUUUACUAUUGAUUGGGUUAUGAAGAUAGAAAGGGAAUUUUUCUACCCUAAUUUGGCUGGUUACUUGGGCAACAGUACACAAACUGUUGAGGAAAUGCAGAAAAAAGUUGAAAUUUUUACACCUAUAUACAAGAAAGCUCAAGAAGAGAUUGAGCGCCACUUGAGCACAGCAGAGUUACUGUCCCUGAAGGGUAAUACAAAGGGACAGAAAGACCAGAUAAUUAACGAGCUGAUCAAAGUCAGACAGCGAUUUACUGCACGAAUCCACGAGUACCAAAUACUGCUCAAGAUGACCAUACAGUUCUUCAAAAAUUUGGAUCAGCUUGACCGUCUGAUCGAGAGAACAGAAAAGGAGUACAUGGAAUCUGAUUUACCGUCAGAACUUUCGCAGGCGGAGAGUCUGCUGGAGGAACACAAACGCAAAAAGCAGGAAGUCUCCAGCCUGAUCAAUUACACUGCCGACGAAGGCGAGAAAAUCGUCGUACGCGUCCGACAAACGGAUGCAGAAGCUGCCGCCCAGGAUGACGUAGAGCGAGUCCUGAAGGUGACGGCAGAAUAUAAACAGAGAUGGAACCAGGCGUGGGAAGAUCAGGAGAAACGCCUGAAACAGAACCUACAGAUCUGUCAGUUCAACUACGACCUCAGACAGAUCCAUUCAGAGAUAGAUGAGCUACACCAACAUUUACAGGCCAGGCGAGGAAGCUACGGCAACUCACUGCCAGCAGCUAAGAUGAACUCGCAGGCCUUCAAACAGUUUGAAAUGACUGUUGAGAUGAUUGAAAAGAAAAUUCAGAAUUUUUCAAGCACCGCUGAGCUGAUGGUCCAGGAGCGCCAUGAUGACGCAGUUCAUAUUGACCGAGAACUUGACCUGCUGAAGACGAAAUGGACGACAUUCCACACCAGUGUCCGCGAUUAUCGUCAGCUCCUGGAAUGCUCAGUGGAAUAUUUUAACCUUUAUGAGGAGUCCGAAAUAUGGAUAAAAGAAGGAAUCACAUUGUUGAAUGAAAUACAGCGACACAUGAACGAGUGCCGCUCUCCCAGAGAUGCUGAGCACCUCGUGUCUACAUUGGAAAAAUUCAUAGAAAACGGACGUCCAUUGCAGGAAUCCAGACUGCAAAGGAUGUCAGAAUUAGUCAUAGAAUUAUAUGGUGAAGAGGGACCUAGUCGUUUACAUAAUUUAUUUGUGCAAAAUCAGGAAAUGAUGCAAUCAUUCCAACAAGCUGAAAAUCACAUCACACAAGUCAAAGCACAGCUGAGAGACAGAGAGGCAGGACAAGCUGUGACUGAGGAAAUUCAGCCAAUGGAAGUCACUGUUACUGCCUCUAUGCCAAAAGCUGCACCCCCUAAAAUCAUCAUGCCACUCAAAGAUGCUGAAGUUAUGGAAGGAGAAAAGGUGACACUGGAGUGCCAUGUUGACUCGGCCUCCGAGCCGCAGGUCAUGUGGUACAAAGACAACCUACCUCUGAACAGCCCGGAUUAUGAGACCAGAUACAACAGAGGCGUGGCCACGCUCACUAUCGAGGAGACAUUCUCUGAGGACACGGCUAGAUACACCAUCAGACUGACUAACGAAGCAGGAACAGCGGAAUCAUCCGCUUACUUACAUGUCAGAGAAACACAUCAGCAAAUUUUGCCCCCAGACUUCACAAAAAAUCUGAAGUCUGUAGAUGUUUUGGAGAAUUCUCCUUUAACCAUGGAAUGCCAUGUCACAGGAAUUCCGUCCCCUACAAUAUCUUGGUACAGGGAUGAUCAGAGCUUAGAUAGUUCACCUGAAUUUAUCAUCACAAAAAUAAAUGGCACUUGUUGCCUCAAAAUUCGGCAAGCCGCACGUCACCACAGUGCUAGGUACACGUGCCGUGCAAAUAAUCCCGGAGGGGAAGCGGCAUCAUCCGCCAGGAUUACCGUCGUCCCCAUGGAGAAACCAGUCAUUCACAAAAUGACUGAGGAUACUGCUAUCCCAGAAGGCAAAGGGGUCAGACUAGAGGUCAACUUCACAGGGUCACCGACCCCUGAUGUCACCUGGUUCAGAGGUCAAAACAGAAUUGUACCCUCAGCUGUUUACAAGAUCACAAUUGAUAUCAACCGAUGCACACUGGAAAUCAAGGAGGCCUACCCAGAGGAUUCUGGGAUAUACACAGUGGUUUUACAGAAUGCAGCAGGAGAGGUCAGAAGGUCAUGUCAGGUCACAGUGGAAAGCUUCUACUCCAGCACAGCUGAGUCAGCUUCCUUGGCCUCAACAGAAAUUGAAGCAACCCCACCAAACUUUCUCCAGCACCUGUCCCCAGCCAAAGAGGUCAUGGAGGGGUCAAGGGUGCGUUUGGACUGCAUUCUGGUGGGUCACCCAGAACCAGAGGUCAUCUGGUACAAGAAUGAUAAACCGAUAAAAGAGUCUAAGGACAUCCAGCUCCUGUUUGAGGGAGACCGCUGCACACUGUGUAUCAGGGAGGCCUACCUAGAGGACUCUGGAACCUACAGAAUCGUUGCCAACAAUAUUCAUGGCCAAGCUGAAAGUCUCUGUAAACUGCAUGUAGAACCGCUGAGUGAACUGAGUGAUGCGUCUAUCGGUGAGAUGACAUCACCUCGCUUCUCUCAGCCGUUGAGGGACUUCAGUGUCCAGUCUGGACACAGGGUCUGUCUGCAGUGCAGAAUUACAGGACACCCAGUACCAGAGGCCAAGUGGUACAAAGACAACAAACCCAUUGACAACAGCCCAGAUUUUGAGAUCACAGCUUUUGCUGAUGUCCACAACUUGACAAUCCCAGAAGCCUUUGAAGAAGACAGUGGCACGUACAUGGUGAGGGCCAUUAAUAUGGCUGGAGAAGCCAAGUGUUACUGUAAACUGACUGUUAAGUCUGUCUCAGAGCCCAUGGAACAGGAGGAAGUGAUGAGAAUGAAGCGUGUGGUGGAAACCAAGGAGACCAAGGUCAACGUCCGCCGCGAGGAUGUGGAGCAUUCACCACCAGAAUUCCAGAGACUGUUUCAGGAUCUCAAUGUCAAUGCUGGGGAUUCUGUUACAUUUGAGUGCAGCAUAACCGGAGCACCAAAACCAAAGGUGACCUGGUUCUUCAAUGGACAGCCUGUUGUCUCCAGAGACUACCAGAUUACUAUGGAGGGCAACAUCCACCGACUACACAUACCUGAAGUGUUUGAUGAAGAUGCUGGACGAUUCUCCAUCACAGCAGAAAACCCUUCAGGCAAGGCCACUUGCUCUGCUGUCCUCAAUGUGGAUGAGGAGGAAGCUCCUAAAACCAGGAUAUUUGGCUCCACUGAAUACACCAGUAGAAGAGUGUCACACACAGAGAGGGUUACCUCCAUGGAGACCAGGAUGAGCCGUACCAUCAUGUCUGCUCAGCAGGAGCAGCGCUCCUAUAUACCGUCCACUGAACAGCACGCCACCACCAUCAUCACUGACGUUAAACCGAAGUACGAGCAGCCUCAACUCACUGCUCAGGAACACUAUGCUACCACAAUUACGACAGACUUACAACCAAAAUAUCAGCCUGUGGACCUCACCAUCGCAGUGCCAGUCCCACCAAAGUUUGCCCAGGCUCUGAAAAAUAUCCAGGCCCUGGAAGGAUCAAAGGUUACGUUUGAGGGAGUUGUAACAGGCAAACCAGAGCCUACCAUCAAAUGGUUCAGAGAAAAUAGAGAAUUGACAGAUCAAGCCGACUUUGAGAUUUCCUACAAAGAUGGUCGUGUCAGCCUGACUAUCCCUGAAGUCUUCCAGGAGGAUGCUGGACAGUUUACCUGUACAGCAAAGAAUGUGGCAGGAAGUGCUACCAGCUCAGCCGAGCUCGUUAUCAGAGCUUCUGUGAUCCCAGCCGCAUUUACACAAAGACUUCAGAGCCAGGAUGUCAGUGAAGGAUCUCCUGUCCGGUUUACAGUCCGAGUGGCCGGUCAGCCUGGUCCAGAGGUCACCUGGUACAAGGACGGUACCAAACUGACCAGUUCCAGAGACUUCGAGAUAGUACAAGAGGGAGACAUCCACUCCCUCUACAUACCAGAAGUGUUCUAUGAAGAUGCUGGUAAAAUAUCAGUCACCGCCCAAAAUCCUGCUGGUAAGACCCAGUGCCAGGCUGAACUCAGAAUCCAAGCACCAAUGGAGGAAACCGUUUCUCCUGUGCAGAAACCACCUACACAGAUGCCCUAUGGAGAACCAACUGCAUCACCAAAAUUACAGAGACCAUCAGACUUCAUGAAGAAAGACAUAGCCCCUAAAACUCGAGCCCCUGCUGAGCCCCAGAGGUUCACCGAGCAGAUGGAGAUGGAAGUGGCCGGGGAUAAACAACUCCCAAUGUUUGAACAGAGAUUUAAACUUUUCCAGAAACCAGAGGAGACAGCUCCACCCAAGAAGGUGUCCGAGGUCUCCUACAAACCUGCAGUGACUCACAAGCAACCACCUAAAUUUACCAAAAGACUACAAGACAAGACAAUAAAGGAGGGAGAGAGACUGAUCUUAGAGGUCCAUGUGGAAUACAAGGGACCUGAGCCCAUUGUGAAGUGGUACAGGGAGGGUUUGAUCAUCAGAAACUCCCCCGACUACCAGAUUACAUUUGAGAAUGGCACCUCCAGACUAUCAGUGGCUGAAGUCUUCCCAGAGGACACUGGGGUGUACAAGUGUGUGGCCACAAACGCUGAUGGAUCAGACGCCACAGAAGCCAUGCUUAGGGUUAUUGCCCCAUCACCAUCUCAGUAUGAAAAGAUGCCAGUGGAUGAACGCCCAGACAUUGCCACACAUGUACCAAUGGAGGAGGAAAGAGUACCUUCUCCAGUGGAACCACAGCAGCCAGUGUUCCUGGAAUCUCCACAGGAUUUCAGACUUGUUGAGGGAACCAAUGCAAUCUUUGAGUGCCGCCUCUCAGGGAAGCCAUUCCCAGAAAUCACCUGGAGAAAACGAGGAUUCCCCAUCAGAAAUGAUGCCAGACACAGAAUCAGUAUUGAUGAGUACAAUGGCCGCUGCUCCCUGGUCAUAUCUAACUGUAAGCCUGAUGAUGCUGGUGACUACACAUGUACAGCAAUCAAUUUUGCAGGAGAGGCCAACUCUACUGCUGUGCUUCUGCCUGCAGAAGUAAAAGCACCACCUCCACCACCAGCACCAGAACUUCCCAAAACCCAACCACCAACAUGGCAACAGAAACCAUGGCAACAGAAGACUGAACCAGCAGCUAAGUUACCAUGGCAACAGAAGGAGACCCAGCCAUCUUGGGCUGCUGUUACAGAGCAGUUAGCUGAGGUACCUCACAGACCAGACAAAGGAUUCGUGACCACCAGGUCAGAGAGAAUCCUGGAGAGUAACCUGGAAUACAGACGAUCUCAGGAACCCGAGGAGAGACCAGUCACCUCCACAGCAGACUUCCAGCCUGCUGGUUUUGAGGAUAGACUGAGACAACAGAACUACAUCAAAGAUGGAAGAAUCAAAUUCUCCAGUGAGACGGAGACAUCUCAGUCCGAGUAUGAGUCUGAGAUUGACCGCUCACCCGUGGCUCAGCCCUGUCCCCCCCAGAUUACUCAGAGGCUGAAGGACUUCCGAUUGAUGGAGGGAUCUGAUGCCACCUUUGUCUGCCGCAUCUCAGGACGACCAAGACCUAAGGUUGCCUGGUACUUGAAUGGACACAGAAUCAAGAGAUCAAACCGAUAUGAAAUGAAAUUCACCAAAGAUGGCUACUGCACUUUACGUAUCCGAAUGGCCCUGCCUGAGGAUGCGGGACAUUACACAGUGUUAGCUGUCAAUAACCUAGGAAAAGACACCUGCUCCAGUAAACUUUACGUGGACAGACUCGGAAAUAUUGAUGCCACUUCAUUUGUGGCACCUGAAACCCUGGAUAAGAUACUAAACCAAGAUAAGAAAGAUAGAGCCCCGGAGGAUGAGGGUGGAAUCCUGGAGGCCCUGUCCAGACCUGUGUUUAAGAAGAAGCCUGAGGAUAGGGAGGUACAUGAGGGGAACACUGUUCGUCUGGAUACCCUGGUGUCUGGACGACCCGUACCAGAACUGUCCUGGUUCCUCAAUGGCCGCCCAGUCCACAAUGAUGACCAUCACAAGAUUGUGGUCAAUGAAGAUGGAGUGAACUCUUUGAUAAUUCUGGGAGCUUCACGAUAUGACAGUGGUACAUACAAAUGUGUGGCCAAGAACAAAGCUGGAGAAAACAGCUUCUCUGUCACCCUCAAGGUCAUGGAGAAAGAACAAAUGCAGCCACCUAAGUUUGUGGAGAGAAUGCAGAACUUCACUGUGAAUGAGGGUCAGCCAGUGACCUUGACCUGCAAUGUCACUGGAGUACCUGUCCCCAUGAUCAGCUGGCAGAAGGAUGGCAAGAUGUUGACACACACCAGCCCAUACCAGAUAAACACUGAGGGUGGUAGAACCAGCCUGACGAUCCCCGCAGCUCAUGUAGGAGACUCUUCGUGGUUCCAGUGCUCUGCAGCUAAUGUUGCUGGCACCGCCUCCACCCGAGCCAAACUGACCGUACAGGCCCUGCCAAAGAAGGUAGAACCACCCAAGAAAAAGAUCAGCAUCACUAAAGCUCCCAGAAAGGUGCCUUCACCACCGGUGGUUCCUCAGACUGAGCCCAGAGUGAGCAGGACCGAUUCACCACCUCACUAUGAGAUACAACCAGAAGGUCUGGUUCAACAAAUCUCAUACUCAACUGAGCGUGAGAGUGCAACCCUCAAGUUUGUCAAAGAGGAAGACAUCUCCAGUUACAAACCCUUUGGACUGGAGUCCCCUGAGGAAGUGCCUAAGACUCAGGUCACCCCCCGAGUUCCCCCACCCACCCCUGUAUCUACCUCUGUUGAAUCCUCCCCCAUACCAAAACGACGAAGACUUGGACAAAGACCAAUUGAUCAAGCCACACCUAAAAAGACAUUUACACCACAAGCACCAGCUGUUCAGCCAGUGCAGGAACUCAUGGAAGAACAGCCAAUGGAAGUGGAGGAAGAGGUGCUUCCUAAAUCAGUAUCUGAGGCCAAGGCCAGAUUUGAGCAAGGACAAGAAAUCCCACAAGCUAGACAGCCAAAACACAAAAAGCCAACCAAGCCGGCUCAACCAGCUGCACAGGCCUAUAGACCAGUGGCACCACCUCUAGAAAUGAGACCAACCACUGAGGUCUCCACCUACAAACAUGUCCCAGCACCAAAGGAGGUUCCCAAACCAGUGGUACCUCCUCAAGAAAAGCCAAAACAGGUGGCUCCAGUGGCAGCCCCUGUACCUACACCAGCUAUGGCACCAAAAAUGCAAUCUAAAAAGAAAGUCCAGAUAUCUGACAAAACUCGAGUCAAGCCACCAUCACCUCCUGGCUAUGAAAUACAGACAGAAGGAUUUGUACAGCAGAUAAGUUAUGCCUCGGACACUGAGACCGGGUAUCUACGUCUGGUAUCAGAGGAUGAAAUGGAUGCUCCAAGACAUGAACCUCUUGAGAGGGCUGCACCUCCAAUGCAACAGGAGGAGGAAGAAAGAGCAUCUCCAGCAUGCAAAGUGCCUCCAUUAGUUCCACCAAAGCCAUCAAAACAGGCCUCACCUAUACCAGAGCAGGCCCCUAAAAUGGCCUCCCCCUCCCCAAUUCAUGUUAUCUCACAUGUGUCUGCUCCAGUUUGGCAGCCAAGGAGUGCUUCCCCCUCACCAGUGAGACCCCAGAAAGGGGCCUCUCCAUCUCCUGUGAGAUUUGUGCCUAAAUUGGCAUCCCCUGCCCCCAUAUGGCAACCUCCAAGUCCCUCACCAUCACCUGUGAGGGUAGUUAAGAGGGCUUCACCUUCGCCCUCUCCAGUGAGGUCUGUCUCACCGUCACCAGUGCGCUUCGUACCUAGACUGGCUUCGCCUGCACCACCUGCAAUAUGGCAGCCAUCUAGGGCCUCGUCAUCCCCUUCUCCUGCAAGGUCACUGAAGGGUAUGUCUCCUGUUCCCAUACAGUUUGUCCCUAAGGUGGCCCCUUCACCACCACCUACAACACCCAUGUCAAUAUCACUGACUACGAAGUCCAAGGUGUCCACAAAGAAACAUGUGACAAUAAAACCGCCAAGUCCAAUCUCUGAGAGGCAGGAGAUUGAUUUCAAUAUCAUGGGCUUUGAAUCAGCCCCAGAAAGCCACUAUGAGAUUCGGGAGGUUGGACCUGUUCAGGAAAUACACUAUGUCUCUGAUACAGAGGCAGCCACACUGAGACUUGUGGGAUAUUCCACAGAGGAAGAACCUGACAGUGGACUACCACAUUCCUACAGUCAACCAGAGAUUUCUCUUGCUCAACAAGUGAAGCAUCAACAGUACAGAUCUGUCAAGCCUCCCUCACCAAGGGAGCGCAAGAAGACAAGGAAGCAGAAAACACCAUCACCACCCAAGGAGACUUUCAAACCUGUACCGGCUCCCCCGGUAUUUGCACCAAAGCCUGCACCAGUACCGGCACCAGAGAGGCAGGUGCCACCAUCACUGCCUCAGAACAUGAAAGUUAAGGCACCAGGGGUAUUCAAGCCAAGUAAACCAGAAAUUAAACCAAAACCAUCCCCCAAACCUACCAUUUCUAAAAUGGAUACUAGUGUGAUACCAAAACCCAGCCCAGAUUUUGUGAGUGCUGAGGCCAAAUUCUUUCAAAGAAAGCCAGUUGAGGUUGAUGAUGUUCAGGAAUCUAAUCUUAAGCCAUCAGAGAUAGCCAGGUAUCAGAAGUCAGGAGUAACAAAACCUGAAGAUGAAACAGAUUUUAGACAACAGGGCAUUGUUGUCACAGAAAGUGAUAUGAUACAAAGUCCAUUCUAUUUGAAAGACCAAGACCAAAUAGGAUCUGUACAAGUCACAAAAAUGACUAGAACCCAGAUGAUUUCUACACAAUAUCAAACAGAAUUUGAGGGAAGGUUUGUUCCAGAACAGCAACCUGAUUACAUUUCUUCUGAUGUCAUUCCUAAAGAGAAACAGCCAUUUGAGGUGGAUCUUGGAGUAUAUGGUUCAGAGCCAUCAGAGGUUACCAAGAAAACUACAACUGAGGCUUCCAAGAAAUUUCAGACAGGAAUUACAGAACAAAGGCCAUCUAUCCAGCAACCAAGCUUUGUUUCAGCUCAGUACCAACCAGGACAACCGACUCCGGUGGAGGUAGACCUCGGUGUGGACCAAUCUGGUUUGGAACCGUCUGAUGUCACAAGAGUGACAUUUGAUCAAGUGUCCAGAAAAUUUCAGACUGAAGUAACUGGAGAUGUACAACCCCCACAAAAACCUAUGUAUAGAGCAGUGGAGUUUAAACCAAUGCAACCAAAACCCACAGCUGUUGAUCUUCAAGGUAGUAAACCUCAACAAAUAAAGGAAACUCAGGUGAAAACAACAGAGGUUACAAAGUAUGACAGUGGAAUGAGUUGGAAAGCACCAGCUACUCCACAACCAGAUUAUGUGUCUGCUGAAGCCAAGUACUUCCAAAGAGGACCUGGGCCUGUAGAUAUUGAAGUUGAUGAGGAGGCAAACCUAAAACCAUCCGAGAUUGCUCAGUUAAAGAAACAGCAGACUCUUGCCAAACGUUAUCCACCAGAAGUUCCCCCAAAACCUAAAACACCAAAACCAUCUGCUGCAGGAAAACCUCAUCAGAAGAUGGAAUUCUACACUGCUGUCUCAUCCCCAACUCAAGUCCAUACAUUUGAAGAAACUUUCAAGUUACCUUCUAAACCUGCAGGAUUUGCUUCUGUCAAACCUCCUACACCAAUACAGAAGACACCCCCUGUUGAGAAGACGGUGUACUUUCCAGACGAUAAGCUGUCUGUCACCUCUGUGACAUUAGACACAAAACCACCACCACCAGCAACUCUACCCAAACCAAAGAAACCUACAGAGGCAAAGAAGUCAGAAGCCAAAAUCCAAAUGACAACUCAGAAACCAAAGCAUGUGAAGCCAGAAAGACCCAAACCAAAGUUUUCACCGAAAACAAAAAGAGUGGAACACAAAGUAAAAAGUGAGAAAAGGGUUACUUUUACUAGUACAUCAGAUGAAGGACCUCGUAUAAAGUACAGAUCAGAGUCAGAUACACUCUUCACAGAGUCUGAUUCAGAGGCCCCAAGCUGGGCUUAUGUAGGACCCAAAAUCCACAAAAAGAAACCUACCGACAAACCCAAAAAAUUGAUUAUAGAUAUUGAACCCCUGAAGUUACAGCCAGAUUUGGUUGAUUCCUGGGAGCCAAUUCGAGCUCCUGAACCUCCCAGACAACAUUACACUGAUACAGAGUCUGAAGAUGUCUCCUGGACCCCACAACAUGUCAUUAUCCCCCAGGUGGCCUCUGACAUAGAAAAGAGGGAGGAGGAACUCAGACCAUAUUCAACAUCUUUGGAUAUAAUGACCAUGCCAAUCCACGUCAAACAGGACCUUUACCGUGAGUCUGCCGUGCGUGAAUUCAUUCGGAGGGAAGGCCAGGCCCCUGCGGAGGAGGAUCUGUACCACAAGGACAAGAAACGCCCGCCCAAGUUCAAAACACAAAUCAAGAACUUGACAAACCUGAAGGAAAAUGACUCGGCCCACUUUGAGUGUAAACUUAUGCCAUAUGGUGAUCCUACCAUGAAGGUCGAGUGGUACAAGGACAACCAACCACUUCAUCAUGGACACCGAUUUAAGCCAAUGUUUGAGUUUGGCUUUGUUACACUGGACAUUCUGUACACCUACCCAGAGGACUCUGGUGUGUACGAGUGUAGAGCCACCAACAACUUUGGAACAGAUGUCACUCAGGCCACAAUCAAAUGCAGAGGACAACAAGCCAUCAUUGCUGAGACACAGCUACCAGGAGAAGGGGCUCUGCGUCUCCAGGAAAUGGAAGAAAACUGGAGAAGACCGUCCCAUCUGGAUGAGAGAGAAAUGGAGGAACCAAAGAUGAAAUAUCCCCCCUCUAUUGAUAUGAAGCCGGAGCCUGUUGCCGUGGCUGAAGGAGAACCAGCCAAAUUCAUGGUCAAAGUCAGCGGCUAUCCCCGACCACGAGUCACAUGGUGGGUCAAUGGAACCAUGAUCAUGACUAGUAGCAGAUUUAAGAUCCGCUAUGAUGGAAUGAUGAACUACAUGGACAUACCCAGAGUUAGGGAGUAUGAUAGUGGACAGAUCAGGGUAGUUGCCAAGAACACUGAGGGUGAGGCAGAGGCCAGCACGGUCCUCAAUGUCCUACCCAAAGAGGACUUCCGCUCCCAGCUCAGACAAGCUCCAAAGGGUGAGCUACAAAUCGAGCUAGACCACAGACGCAAGAUCGAGCUCAAGAAUGUGGAGUUCAAACGUCCGUUUGAAAUUCCCAAAGCUGCUGACUAUGAACUUAAACAGAUUGAAAGAGCACACGAAACCAGAAUCAAGAUGAAACAUGACAAAGAACAAUACAUGAAAACUGACAGUAAAUUCAUGGCUCAACCCAAACCUGACCAGCCGGCUCGCGUGGUGAGACCGGACCGACCAGAAAUCCAGAUGGAGAUCCAGAAGGCCCGGAUGGUUCCGGUUAUUCCAGAUCAGAUAGUUCCCACAGAGGACAGCAAAGUGUCAGAGACACAGAUCAUGUUGGAGAGAAGAGAGCCACCAGUGUUCAUCAAACCCAUCAGACCUCUCAGGGUCACUGAGGGAACACCUAUCACAAUUGAGGUUCAGUUCAAGGGUUACCCACCACCCAUCAUUUCCUGGUACAGAGACAACUUUGAGAUCCACCCCUCUCAUGAUUUCCAGAUCCACACCACAGAAUCCACCAGCAGUCUCCACAUCCCUGAGGUCUUCCCAGAAGACACGGGAAUGUUCAUGGUCAAGGCGUACAACAUGUACGGGACGGUCCAGUGUAAGGCCAAACUGACUGUGGUGGAGGAAGAGGAGACAACUGAGAGAGUUAACUCGCCGGAGUUCAGGAACCUGAUACAUGACCUUAACACCGUACAGGGAGAACCCGCGACAUUCGACUGUCAAGUGACCGGCCGCCCUAAACCUAAAGUCCAGUGGACAAAGGAUGGAAAGCCACUGGAGGAGUCUCCUCAUAUGAAGUUCAUUGAGGAGGAUGAUAAUUAUACACUACUGAUCUACGAGGUCCAGCCAGAGGACGCCGGUCAGUAUGACUGUGUGGCCAUCAACACAGUGGGAAAGGCCACCUGUACAGCCAGACUCAACGUGGAAAUGCCAGUGAAGCCACCAGAGCCAAUGGAACCUCCCACUGAGGUCCCUGAUGAGGCCCCAACUGUAGCCUCUGAACCUCAAAAUCUGAUUGUGGAUGAAGGAGAACCUGCCACCUUUACAUGCAAAAUCAAAGGAUCACCAGCUUCUAUUGUCAGUUGGUACAGAAAUAAUCAGCUCAUCAAGCCCUCUAAGUACUUCAGAAUGGAGUCUUCACCAGACGGAGUACACAGCCUCAGUAUUCUGGAGGCCUUCCCAGAAGACAGUGGUAACUACCGCUGUGUGGCCCGCAACAAAGCCGGGGAAACCACCUGUGGUGCACUGCUCAAAGUUCAAGGAUUGGAGAGUGAUGCUGAACCACCUUCAAUUGAGUCCAGAACUCAACCACCGAGCUUCAACCAGCCCAUCACUAACACACUGGUGGUGGAGGGCAGCCCUGCUAGAUUCGAGGCCAGAUUCUCAGGUGUGCCACCUCCAGAGAUUACCUGGCUGAGGAACGGUCUACAGGUCAUCCAAAACUCCAAGAACUACCAGAUUGAGAAGAAUCCUACAUCCACUGUGUUGACAAUCAAGCAGGCAUUCCCUGAAGACAGUGGACUGAUCACAUGUAGAAUCAAGAACAUAUCCGGCACCACUGAGUGUUCGGCUGAGCUUUAUGUUCAAGACUCAGAGGAAGCCAGACUUUUGGAAGAGAAAUAUAUCACAACAAUACGAACAAACCCACCUGAAUUCAUCAAAGCAUUGACACCUGUGAAGGAUUUGAGACCAGGUGAAGAUGCACGACUGGAGGCCCAGAUCUCGGCCUAUCCCCCACCCAAGUACAACUGGUACUUCAGUGGUAAGGAAAUAGUUCCCUCGGACCGGAGAGAGAUAGAGCAGGAUAAGGACACCAUUAUUCUGAUAAUCCGACAAGUGAAGCCAGAGGACCAGGGAGAUUACACACUCAGAGUACAGAACGAGAUGGGAGAGAUCACCUGCCGGACAACACUUAAUGUUCAAGGCAAGGAAAAGGAGGUAGCCUUGCCCUUCAGUGACACAAGACAACAAACAAUGACAGUCACCCAGACUACAACUACCAUCACAAGAGAGGAACACACUGUGUCUCAACUGAUGAAGCCAGUGUUUAAAGAACCCCUAGAACCAGAGAUCUACGUCAGGGAAAGGGGAAUCGCAAGACUAGAAUGUAAACUGGAUGCCUACCCACCUCCUCUUGUCACUUGGUUCAUCAACGGAAUGGAGGUCCAUCCUUCUCCUCAUUACGAGGUUCUCUAUGAAGACGGCAAAUCUGUACUUCUCAUUAUUGAAGUUGGACCUGAGGAUGUUGGUGAAUAUACAUGCAAAGCUGUAUCAGAACUUGGAGAGGUUGUGUCUAGCACCACUCUUUAUGUACAAGAACCAGCCACAGAGGAGAUGCCUCCUGUUCCUCAUCGUCCUGAGGACACAGCCUUUGUACAGCCCUCACCUUCCACCUCACUCCAGCCACCACGCUUUUCUGAACCACUACAGAGCGUUGAAGUUGUGGAUGGGGAAGAACUGAAUGUUCCUUGCAAAGUCAUAGGAAAACCACCUCCUCAAAUUUCUUUCUUCCACAAUGGCAAGAACAUUGACCAUGAUGAGGAAUAUGUCAUCACAUACAAUCCUGAGACAGGGGAUGUCACUCUACUCAUUGUGGAGGUCUUCCCAGAAGACGAGGGAGAGUAUGUGUGUGUGGCCCACAACCCAGCGGGAGAGGCCAGCACUAGGAUGUACCUCAGUGUUCUUGACUCUGGACCAGCAGAGGAUGUUUAUGAGGAGGCUCCAAUGGAUGUAGAACAGACUGAAGUGAAAUUCACCAUGCAGCUACCUCAAGAAGGAAUGGAGGUCACGGAAGAGGAUCUUGUGCCACAGGUUAUUGAGAGACCUAAAGCUGUGGCAUUGCAACAGGAGGUCCCCAGAUCUCCAUCCCCUGAAGUUGUUUACCAGGCCACUGUUCCAGUUCCCAAAUCACCAGAGGAACCAAUGGAUGAAGUCCAGGAGGAAAUUUUGGAACAGGAAGUAAAACCCAAGGUCAUUGAAAGGCCAAAACAAAAACCACUUGUAGAGGAAAAGGUGAGGGAUGAAUCACCAGUCAGAGAAGUUGUGACUGUAGCUCCCGAAACUACAAAGCCAAAGGAAGACAAACCUGAAGUUUCUGAAGAAUCAGUUGUACCAGAAAUUGUGACAAAGAAAAUUAAGCUACCAGGUGAAAAACCUAUUGAUGAAAGACUUGGCAAAGAAGAUUCAUUUCCGGGAGAGGAACCACCAAAGAAGAAACCAGAGGUGACUGCUCAGUAUGAAACAGUUCUUGUACCAGAGGCAGCUGAGGAAGUACCACCAGAGUUUACAGAGGAACUCCAACCUCAGAUUCUGCCUGAUGGAGAAGAGGUGACCAUGACUUGCAGAGUUGUUGGUAGCCCAAUUCCUGUUAUCAGAUGGUACAAGGAUGGACAGGAACUGAUGCCAAGUACUGACUUCCAUAUCAGCUAUGAUGAAAACACUGGAUUAUCUACACUGACAAUACCAGAGGUAUUCCCUGAAGAUGCGGGAGAAUAUUCCUGCUCAGCAGAAAAUAUGUUUGGUGAUGCCACAACAUCAGCCAGCCUUGUUGUGGACACAAUGCCAGAUGAAGAGGUUCACAGAAGGACCCAAAUGGACACCAGCACCUACCAGACAUUUACACUGACACAAGAUGUCCCUGACUCUGCUGUGUUGGAGACACAGGAUCAGUACAAAACCACACUUGAUAUUCCACCUCAAUUUAUUAAACCACUGGAAAAUGAAGUGACAGCAAAAGAGGGAGGAAGCACUACGCUUGAGGUCAUAGUAGCAGGAGAGCCACAACCCAAAGUGACGUGGUACAGGAAUGAGGUUCAGAUUGUUCCAGACAACAGAACAAUGAUUGUCCCAGAGAGAAAUGUCACCAAGCUCAUCAUUGAUCACCUCCGACCCGAGGAUGAUGCCGAGUACAUUUGUGUGGCAGAAAAUGAUAGGGGAGUGGUCACAUGCAAGAGCAAACUCCAUGUCAUCCCAACAAGAAGAGUGGAGUUUGAAAUACCAGAGGAAAAAGUAGAGAGGGUAAGAGAUACAACUAUUCCUAAGUAUGCCAUCUCUGAAGACGAGACUGCUCCUAGUGCAAGUGAGGAUGAAUUACCAGAGGACAAAAUAGUACCUCCUGAAUUCACGGAGCUUCUACAACCAGUUACCAUACGAGAUGGUGAACGCAUUGAAUUGAGAGUAAGCUUCCGUGGAUUCCCUGCACCAAGAAUCCGCUGGUACCACGAAGGCAAAGAAAUCAUGAAUAGUGCCGACUUCCAGAUUACUAUUGACUUCAACAGAGGCCAGAGUACACUCGUUAUUGUAGAGGUGUUUCCUGAGGACCAGGGUGAAUACACUUGUACAGCCAAAAACAAGUACGGGGAAACCAUCACCACCUGCCGGCUAAAUGUCAUUUCACCAGAAGAAACUAUCCCAACUAAAGAGUUCUCAAGAACACAUAUUGAAGUGCAAAAAAUGACCCAACCUGAACCUGUUCAUGAAAUCCAUACCUCCCAAAUGAAAAUUACCGAACUCACAGAUGAAGAAAUUCCAGAAAUACCAGAAACUACCAAAUACAGUGAAAUGAUUGAGGUGGAUCAUAAACCAAAAGUCACUGAGCCAUUUGAGAUUAUCCCUAUACAACAGGAGAGACAACCACAAGGUCCAAUCCAAGUUGAAAUCCAGCUUGGAGCCCCAGGAACUCCUCAGACCACUACCUCAGUUGUAACAGAAACCACAACAUACACACAAGUCAUUUCAGAGUUAAAGGAGGAACCUGAGGUAUACCCUAAAAUCAAGGAAGGAGAUGGUGUUCACAAAACUACGGUGACCAUGAAAAAGGAGGAAGCAGAGGGACCUAUGGAGUUCAAAUUAAAACUGCCUGAACAAGAGAAAACCGAAGUAAUUACCAGCACUCGUCAACUUGUGACUGAAGAGAGAAAGGUCACUGAAUUACGAGAAUCACCAACUGAAAGACAUACAGAGACUAUAGAAAUUGUUCAAGAUCAAGGUCCUGAAGAAGUAGAAUUCCAAGUUGUUUUGCCAACACAAGAAACGAUCAAAACUGAAACCCUGAAAACCACCGUAGAUGAGAGACGACAGUCUGUUCAAAAAAUGGAGGUAGACAUCAAGGAAGGUUUCAUGAAACAGAAACCUAAGCAAACAGAAAUACUUAUUCCAUUGCAAGAUCAAUCAAUGGAUGUUUCAGAAUUACGAGAUAUGCCUCGACCUACUGAAGAACAGAUUGAGGAAGUAAGACCUACUAUUGAAAUAAUUGACAAGAUGGAAAAGGUCCCAUCUCAAGUUAAAGAAUCUGUAACUUUGGAACAGACCCCAGUUUCAGAGACUGAAAUGCAGACUACUGAUUCAACUGAUGCCUCCUUUACAAUGGUAAUUGAUGAUACACAAGCUCCAGCAGUAGCUCAACCAGAGGACAGUAAAACUGAAGAAAUUUCAUUAGUUUUCACUCCUCAGGUUACUGAAGAAACAGAGGAGACCUUCACUUUACAACCUGAAAAAGUUGUCAGUGAAGUGUCAGAAUCACUACCUGAAAAACAAGAGGUUAUUCCCGAAUCAGAGACACAAGCACCAGAGGAUGAAAUUCAUAUCACUGAACGUGGUACAGUAGAAAUUGUUAAAGAACCAGAAGAAUCAGAGAGUAUUGAAAUUGAUAUUGACAUCUCUGAUAGGCUUCCAGAGGUUACAGAAGUGAAAUCAGUAGAAAAAGUGACUGAAACAGAAAGGACAGAAACCACUCUUCAAAUUCCAGACUCUCAAGAGACACACAGAGAGGAGGUAACUCUUGAUUUACAAGAGAAACCUUUAGAAGAAAUGCAGAUUGACAUUCAGUUAAUGAAACCAGAAAAGCAUGUGCCUAUUCAGGAGGAGAUAACUGAUAUUGAAACUUAUAAAACCACAGAAAAAGAAGCAAUUGUUUUGCCAGAAACAUCUGAAAUUCAACUCAAGGAAACACUAACUGAAACUGAAGAAAGGCCACAAGAGGACACUUCCUUUACUAUUCAGAUAGAUGAAAGAACAACAACUGAAACAACAGAUCAGGCUUCAACAGAGACUGUAGACUCAAUUGAAAGUGCCUUUACCUUUCAGAUUCCUCAAACUGAAGAAACCCAUAUUGAUAAAGUAACAUAUGAAAUUGGUGAAAGGCCAACAGAGGCUGUAGAAAGGACCAUUCAAUUACCAGGAGAGGAAGCAAUAGCUGAAAAAGAAACGAGUGUUUACACAGAACAAGUUACCAAAGAGGACCAGGAAGUAAUUGCAGUGCCAGAAACAGAGCAAGUCGAAUCAGAGGAGGUUGUGAUCAAUGUUCAACAACAACCACCAGAAUCAGUAGAGAUGACAAUGCAGUUUGAUACUGAACAAACUGUUCCAAUUAAAUCAGAUACAAUAUUUACAGAACAAGUCACAAAAUCUCAGGAAGAGGAGGUAUCUCUUCCAGAAAUUGCAGACACAUACAAAGAUGAAUACACGUUACAGAUUUCACAAGAAAAGCCUUCAGAAUCUGUAGAGAUGACCAUUCCAAUUGACACAGCAUUGCAUGCACCAGUUCAAGAGGAUACAGCUGUUACUGAAACAACAGCAAAAAUAGCUGAGGUGAAUGUGGAGAUGCCAGAUGAGACUGACACCAUCACUGAGGAAGUUUCUUUGAAAACCAAGGAUCAGCCCACUGAAUCUGCUGAAUUAUCAAUACAACUCGAAACUGGAGAAAGAUCGCAAAUACCUGAAGAAACUGUAGAAUUACCAAUCAGUAUUGGGACGUCAAGUGACCAAUUUACAAUUGAUGUUGAGAAUCAGUCAGAGGAUAGAGCCGAUUUCACCAUACAGCUUCAAGAGAAUCAGACCCCAGAAAUGACCCAGACUCUUAUGAUAGAAAGACCAGGUGAUAUAAGCAUUGGGGAUCAGAUAGUAUCAGACAACCUACAACAUGAAGAAAUAACAUACAAGAUUGGUGAACAACCCACUGAGGGAUUUGAAAUGACUUUUCAGCUAGACCAGGAUGAACAGUAUGCAACUCCAGAUGAUAGCUCAACUACUACUACAGAAACAGUUAAAGAGUCAUUUACUUUCCAAGUACCAGAAUCAUCAGAGAGUAUGAAAAUUGAAGAGAUGACGUUUCAAUUACCUAACAAACUAGAUGAAGCUGAAGCUAGUCAGGUAGUUGACACAACCACUCAAAUGGAAACAGUGUCUGAUUCUUUUACAUUCCACGUUCCAGAGUCUGAAGAAAAACAAACAGAAGAGAUAACUCUACAGCUGGAAGAAGAGCCUUUAAAAGAGGUUGAAUUAGUUGAAGAAAGCCAAGAAGGAAAAGUUGAAAGUAUGACAGAAUCUUUCACUUUUCAAGUCCCAGAAUCAGAAUUUGAGACAACUGAACUCGAUUUGCAGCCAUCUCAAGAUACCGAAAUGACCAUCCAUCUUGAAGCAUCUCCAGAGGAUGUUGAAAUGAAAGAGACUACUACAAGCGCUAUAGAAACAGUCACAGAUGAAAUUUUUUAUGAUGCACCGGAAUCACAAAUGGAAGAAAUAACUCUUGAAAUUGACAAAACACCUAAAAAAGAAGUGAAUCUGACUUUGAAAAUUCCAGAAAAGGAAAAGCAAACUAUUGUAACUGAAGAGCAAACAACUAUGAAAGAAAGUUUGACAACAAGAGAAGUAUUCAAUGUAGAAAUCCCAGAAGGUCACAGUGCCCCGAUGUUUACAUGGGGCUUAACCUCACUGAAGGUAAUGGAUGGUGAGGAGGCAAAGUUCAGAUGCGAAGUCACAGCAGAACCAAUGCCAGAAAUAUCUUGGUUCCAUGAUGACAAACCACUCGCAGAAACCCAGGAUUUCAAAUUGACUUUUGAUGCGGAAAGUGGAGCCUGUACUUUAUUGAUUGUGGAGGUUUUUCCACAGGAUGCAGGGGAAUAUCGUUGUGAAGCAGUAAAUCCUUAUGGAAAGGCAAUCACUAGAGGGUAUUUGGAGGUAGAAGCUUAUGAAUAUGUACCAGACACAGAAGAAGCCUCUGACUCUGUGAUGUCUUCACUAGACACUGCUUCACCCAGACCUCUGACAGAAUCUGACUCGGAAAUGUCAACAUUGCCAAAGGAAAUUCUGGAAGAGAUGAGAAAAAUGCAGGAAAAAAUGGAAAUUGACAUUGACGAGGAAGAAGCUGGAGAACUUACUCCAACAGAAACUGAAUAUCUUAAACCUGAUGAAACUGAAUUGAACCUUCAGAAGCCAGGUGUUGAGACCUCUGAGUUCAAAUCCCAGCCAAUUACAGAGACGACUUUGGAGACGUCAACAGAAAUACCAGAAGUUUCAAAGCUAUCAAGUUCCGUAACAGAUAUUCCUGAACAAAAAACCCAAGCUGACAUAUCUGAAGAAAAGGAAUCCUUAGCUACACCAUCUCGAUUAAAGAGUGACAAAACUGACAUUUCUGAAAUUGAGGCACCAGAGAGCAAAGAAUCAACCGUAACAGAGGUUGAGGUUAAUCUAAACAAAGUGUCAAAGGAGACUGUAGAAUCCAAAGCAAUUUCUCAAGAUCUUCUGGAAAAAACAGAUGAUGUGUCACCAGUUGUCUCAGAAAGCUCAAAGGAGAUUGUUAUUGACACAAAACUUGAGAUGCCUUCAAAAGAGAGCUUAACAAUGAAAACAGAAAUUCAAUCUGAAAAAUUAGAUGAAUCAGAAUUAUCAACUGUUGCAGAUGUUAAAAGUGAUCUGAUCACUUCUUCUGAAGUACCUCAUGAAUUGCAAGUUACAGAUUCUGGGAAGCCAGUAGAGUCCAAGGUUGAAAUUGAGGCAGCAGAAACUGGUCCCACACUCACAGAUGUUGCUGAAAUUCAACUUGUCAAGACAAAGCUUGCAGAGGAAGCUUUCCCAGAGGUAGAAAAACCAGAAGAACAAAUUACAGAAGUCAAGGAAGCACCAACCACAGAGGUAAAGGAGAAAGCAUCACCAGAGGAAACAAAACCUGCCGAGUCUUCAAAAGAAGAGAUUACAAUUACUGUAACACCUGUUGAAGGAAAGGAGACACCAAUUUUUGUAUCAACAGCUGAGCAUGAGCCACCAAAAUUUCUACUUCCACUUAGGGAUGUUACAGUUAUGGAGAGCACCACACUUAGACUUGAGGUGACAUUUACAGGUUCAGCAGAGAUUGUUGUUAAGUGGUACCUUGAUGGGGAGGAAAUAAUACCAUCAGAGGACAUUGAUAUUAUUGUGGAGAGCUAUAGAAGUGUGCUAGUCAUCCACCAAGUCUUUCCCGAAGAUGAGGGUGAAUAUUGGGUAGAAUGCAUUAAUAACGAAGGGAAGGCCAAGUCAACUGCAUAUCUUACAGUUCUACCAUCAAGUGCACCAUCUAGUGCUGUUCCAUCUGAUGAUGAGUCUGCAAGGGAGGCAUAUUCCCAGCCAUCUGAAAUUGAAAAGGAAAUACCAGCUCCUAGAGAUGAAAAGAAAGUGACUUUUAGAGAGACCGUUGAUGUUUGUGAAACUUAUAUGGAUGAAUUCUCAACAACCGAAGAAGAGUCCCAGAUGGAAGAGGUGUCAUCAGAGGAAGAACCUUUCCCAGAGGAAGAGGAUUGGUUUAAAGAAAAGGCUCAGGAAGUUGUACCUCAUGUGAAAGAAAGCAAAAUAGAUGAAAACGAGGAUCAGACAACUUUAUCCAAAGAAACCUUCGAACAGUCAAAUAUAGAAUUUAUACCAGAGAAAAAACCUUCUGUCAAUCUUCUUCCUGAAGUAGCUAUCUCAGAGGUUGAAGCACCCUUGGAAGAAACAAUAAUUGAAGAGAGGGAAACAGUUGAAAAAACAUCAGAUAAAUCAAGUGAAAUUGAAUCAUUGGAGAAGGUAAAACAGGACACGGAAAAAGAAUCAGUGGAUAUUGUUAGGGAAGAGACUAAACCUCUUGAACCUUCUUAUGCGGAAACUGCCGAAAUUUUCCCAAAGGAAGAAGAAAAACCAACAACAGAAUUGACUACAAAGAGCAUUGAGAUAAAGCCUGAAGCUGGCCCUGUGACUGUUGAGAUCGAUAUAUCUGUUCCUAAAGAAAAAGCAGAAGUUUCCACAAUUAAAACAACUACAAAAGAAGAUGUUGUUGAAACAGAGGAAAUUACAGAGGAGGUUGAAGAAAUGAAGGAGGAUAUCACUUCAUCAACUGAAACUUACAAACAAUCUGUUGAAUUAGUUCCCGAGAAACAACCUUCGGCUGAUAUUUUUCCUGAAGAUGUCUCAGAGGUUAGAGCACCCUUGGAGGAAACAAUAAUGGAAGAAAGAGAAACAGUCGAAAAAACACCAGAGGAAUCAAGCCAAAUUGAAACCACAGAGAAGGUGAAAGAGGUCCCAGAAGAAGAAUCCAUGGAAGUUGUGAAGGAAGAGACUAAACCUGUUGAACCUUCUUAUGCGGAAACUGUUGAAAUUUUACCAAAGGAAGAAAAACCAAUAACUAAAUUGACUACAAAGAGUAUUGAGAUAAAGCCUGAAGCUGGCCCUGUGGCUGUGGAGAUCGAUAUUUCAGUACCUAAAGAAAAAGCAGAAGUUUCCACAAUUGAAACAACUACAAAAGAAGAGGUUGUUGAAACAGAGGAAAUCACAGAAGAGGUUGAAGAAGUGAAGGAGGAUAUCACUUCAUCAACUGAAACUUACAAACAAUCUGUUGAAUUAGUUCCCGAGAAACAACCUUCGGCUGAUAUUCUUCCUGAAGAAGCUGUCUCAGAGGUUGAAGCACCCUUGGAGGAAACAAUAACGGAAGAAAGAGAAACAGUCGAAAAAAUGCCAGAGGAAUCAAGCCAAAUUGAAACCACAGAGAAGGUGAAAGAGGCCCCAGAAGAAGAAUCCAUGGAUGUUGUGAAGGAAGAGACUAAACCUGUUGAACCUUCUUAUGCAGAAACAGUCGAAAAAAUGCCAGAGGAAUCAAGCCAAAUUGAAACCACAGAGAAGGUGAAAGAGGCCCCAGAAGAAGAAUCCAUGGAUGUUGUGAAGGAAGAGACUAAACCUGUUGAACCUUCUUAUGCGGAAACUGUUGAAAUUUUACCAAAGGAAGAAGAAAAACCAAUAACUGAAUUGACUACAAAGAGUAUUGAGAUAAAGCCUGAAGCUGGCCCUGUGGCUGUGGAGAUCGAUAUUUCUGUACCUAAAGAAAAAGCAGAAGUUUCCACAAUUGAAACAACUACAAAAGAAGAGGUUGUUGAAACAGAGGAAAUCACAGAAGAGGUUGAAGAAGUGAAGGAGGAUAUCACUUCAUCAACUGAAACUUACAAGCAAUCUGUUGAAUUAGUUCCGGAGAAACAACCUUCGGCUGAUAUUCUUCCUGAAGAAGCUGUCUCAGAGGUUGAAGCACCCUUGGAGGAAACAAUAACGGAAGAAAGAGAAACAGUCGAAAAAAUGCCAGAGGAAUCAAGCCAAAUUGAAACCACAGAGAAGGUGAAAGAGGCCCCAGAAGAAGAAUCCAUGGAUGUUGUGAAGGAAGAGACUAAACCUGUUGAACCUUCUUAUGCGGAAACUGUUGAAAUUUUACCAAAGGAAGAAGAAAAACCAAUAACUGAAUUGACUACAAAGAGUAUUGAGAUAAAGCCUGAAGCUGGCCCUGUGGCUGUGGAGAUCGAUAUUUCAGUACCUAAAGAAAAAGCAGAAGUUUCCACAAUUGAAACAACUACAAAAGAAGAGGUUGUUGAAACAGAGGAAAUCACAGAAGAGGUUGAAGAAGUGAAGGAGGAUAUCACUUCAUCAACUGAAACUUACAAACAAUCUGUUGAAUUAGAAGCUGUCUCAGAGGUUGAAGCACCCUUGGAGGAGAAACAACCUUCGGCCAUGGAAGUUGUGAAGGAAGAGACUAUAUUCUUCCUGAAGAAGCUAACUCUCAGAGUUCCAGAGGAAUCAAGCCAAAUUGAAACCACAGAGAAGGAAACAGUGAAAAAACACCAGGAAUCAAGCCCAGAAGAAGAAUCCAUGGAUGUUGUGAAGGAAGAGACUAAACCUGUUGAACCUUCUUAUGCGGAAACUGUUGAAAUUUUACCAAAGGAAGAAGAAAAACCAAUAACUGAAUUGACUACAAAGAGUAUUGAGAUAAAGCCUGAAGCUGGCCCUGUGGCUGUGGAGAUCGAUAUUUCAGUACCUAAAGAAAAAGCAGAAGUUUCCACAAUUGAAACAACUACAAAAGAAGAGGUUGUUGAAACAGAGGAAAUCACAGAAGAGGUUGAAGAAGUGAAGGAGGAUAUCACUUCAUCAACUGAAACUUACAAACAAUCUGUUGAAUUAGUUCCCGAGAAACAACCUUCGGCUGAUAUUCUUCCUGAAGAAGCUGUCUCAGAGGUUGAAGCACCCUUGGAGGAAACAAUAAUGGAAGAAAGAGAAACAGUCGAAAAAACACCAGAGGAAUCAAGCCAAAUUGAAACCACAGAGAAGGUGAAAGAGGUCCCAGAAGAAGAAUCCAUGGAUGUUGUGAAGGAAGAGACUAAACCUGUUGAACCUUCUUAUGCGGAAACUGUUGAAAUUUUACCAAAGGAAGAAGAAAAACCAAUAACUGAAUUGACUACAAAGAGUAUUGAGAUAAAGCCUGAAGCUGGCCCUGUGGCUGUGGAGAUCGAUAUUUCUGUUCCUAAAGAAAAAGCAGAAGUUUCCACAAUUGAAACAACUACAAAAGAAGAGGUUGUUGAAACAGAGGAAAUCACAGAAGAGGUUGAAGAAAUGAAGGAGGAUAUCACUUCAUCAACUGAAACUUACAAACAAUCUGUUGAAUUAGUUCCUUCGGCUGAUAUUCUUCCUGAAGAAGCUGUCUCAGAGGUUGAAGCACCCUUGGAGGAAACAAUAGUGGAAGAAAGAGAAACAGUCAAAAGAAUGCCAGAGGAAUCAAGUCAAACUGAAACCACAGAGAAGGUGAAAGAGGUCCCAGAAGAGGAAUCCAUGGAUGUUGUGAAGGAAGAGACUAAACCUGUUGAAAUUUUUUUACCAAAGGAAGAAGAAAAACCUAUAACUGAAUUUACUACGAAGAGUAUUGAGAUAAAGCCUGAAGCUGGCCCUGUGGCUGUGGAGAUCGAUAUUUCUGUACCUAAAGAAAAAGCAGAAGUUUCCACAAUUGAAACAACUACAAAAGAAGAGGUUGUUGAAACAGAGGAAAUCACAGAAGAGGUUGAAGAAGUGAAGGAGGAUAUCACUUCAUCAACUGAAACUUACAAACAAUCUGUUGAAUUAGUUCCAGAGAAACAACCUUCGGCUGAUAUUCUUCCUGAAGAAGCUGUCUCAGAGGUUGAAGCACCCUUGGAGGAAACAAUAAUGGAAGAAAGAGAAACAGUCGAAAAAACACUAGAGGAAUCAAGCCAAAUUGAAAUCACAGAGAAGGUGAAAGAGGUCCCAGAAGAAGAAUCCAUGGAUGUUGUGAAGGAAGAGACUAAACCUGUUGAACCUUCUUAUGCGGAAACUGUUGAAAUUUUACCAAAGGAAGAAGAAAAACCAAUAACUGAAUUGACUACAAAGAGUAUUGAGAUAAAGCCUGAAGCUGGCCCUGUGGCUGUGGAGAUCGAUAUUUCAGUACCUAAAGAAAAAGCAGAAGUUUCCACAAUUGAAACAACUACAAAAGAAGAGGUUGUUGAAACAGAGGAAAUCACAGAAGAGGUUGAAGAAGUGAAGGAGGAUAUCACUUCAUCAACUGAAACUUACAAACAAUCUGUUGAAUUAGUUCCGGAGAAACAACCUUCGACAGAGAAGGUGAAAGAGGCCCCAGAAAAAGAAUCCAUGGAUGUUGUGAAGGAAGAAACUAAACCUGUUGAACCUUCUUAUGCAGAAACUGUUGAAAUUUUACCAAAGGAAGAAGAAAAACUGAUAUUCUUCCUGAAGAAGCUGUCUCAGAGAGAAGGUGAAAGAGGCCCAGAAGAAGAAUCCAUGGAUGUUGUGAAGAAAGAGACUAAACCUGUUGAACCUUCUUAUGCGGAAACUGUUGAAAUUUUACCAAAGGAAGAAGAAAAACCAAUAACUGAAUUGACUACAAAGAGUAUUGAGAUAAAGCCUGAAGCUGGCCCUGUGGCUGUGGAGAUCGAUAUUUCAGUACCUAAAGAAAAAGCAGAAGUUUCCACAAUUGAAACAACUACAAAAGAAGAGGUUGUUGAAACAGAGGAAAUCACAGAAGAGGUUGAAGAAGUGAAGGAGGAUAUCACUUCAUCAACUGAAACUUACAAACAAUCUGUUGAAUUAGUUCCCGAGAAACAACCUUCGGCUGAUAUUCUUCCUGAAGAAGCUGUCUCAGAGGUUGAAGCACCCUUGGAGGAAACAAUAACGGAAGAAAGAGAAACAGUCGAAAAAACACCAGAGGAAUCAAGCCAAAUUGAAACCACAGAGAAGGUGAAAGAGGCCCCAGAAGAAGAAUCCAUGGAUGUUGUGAAGGAAGAGACUAAACCUGUUGAACCUUCUUAUGCAGAAACUGUUGAAAUUUUACCAAAGGAAGAAGAAAAACCAAUAACUGAAUUGACUACAAAGAGUAUUGAGAUAAAGCCUGAAGCUGGCCCUGUGGCUGUGGAGAUCGAUAUUUCUGUUCCUAAAGAAAAAGCAGAAGUUUCCACAAUUGAAACAACUACAAAAGAAGAGGUUGUUGAAACAGAGGAAAUCACAGAAGAAGUUGAAGAAAAGGAGGAUAUCACUUCAUCAACUGAAACUUACAAACAAUCUGUUGAAUUAGUUCCCGAGAAACAACCUUCGGCUGAUAUUCUUCCUGAAGAAGCUGUCUCAGGGGUUGAAGCGCCCUUGGAGGAAACAAUAAUGGAAGAAAGAGAAACAGUCCACAAAGUACCAGUGGAAUCAAGCCUAUUUGAAACCACAGAGUAUGUGAAAGAGGCCCCAGAAGAAGAAUCCAAGGAAAUUGUCAGGGAACAGCCUAAGCCUGUAGAACCUUCUUAUGCAGAAACUGUUGAAAUUUUACCAAAGGAAGAAGAAAAACCAUUAACAGCAGAUGUGCAAAACAGGGCAGAUAUUCUAGAUAGUGAUACUGUCUAUUCUUUUGCUGAAGUGUUUUCAAAAGAUGUUAUCAAGACUGUUUUGAUGCAGGAAAGAGAAAUUUCAAAACUCAUCCCUGAAGACCUGCAACAAGAUUUAAAUACAGCCGAGUUUAAAAUCACUGCACCAUAUGAUACAUUAGAACAAACUGAUGAUGAAAAAGAGAAAUUGAAUGCUGAAGAAACUACCGAGAAAGUUUUAACUUUUAAAUCAUAUGAAGAAGAGAAAAAAGUGACAAAAGUGACUUCAGAAGAUGAUAGUGAUGAAUUGAAAGUAACUGAAGACUUACAAGAAGAAACUGUCGCAGUUGCAACCAGUGAUAUUAAUAAACCAAUUUUAGAGACAACAGUUUCAGAAGUGAGUGUACCAUAUGACACAAGUGAAGAAACAAAAGUUCAGUUAUCAUCAGAAGUAAAAGAAACACCUGAGUUGGAAAUAACAGAGGUACCUAAAAAGGUUACUGAAUUUGAGACCAUUGUUUCUCCUUUCACUCAAACAGAUCUUACCAAAGAAAUUCAAGAAAUUGGUGAAAAAGAAUGGGAUAUUGCAAAAGAAACAGUCGUAGGUGAAGUUACUGAAAAAACAUCACAAGAAAUUCAGACUUCUGAAAUUCUUCCAGUCCAAGAAUAUGUGGGAGAAAUGAGUCCAAAAGACCUGGAAGAAAAGAAAAAAUCUUCUGCAAUAACAGUAACUGAAGAAACAAGCACAAAAUCUCCAGUUACAGAAGUCACUGUUCCAUGUGACACAAUAGAUAACUUUAAACAGUCAAAAGAACUUGCUAAAGAGAACAUUGAACAAGGUGUUUCUGCAUACACUGUGGAACAAGGAAAGGAAGAAUCUAGAAUAGCCCCAGGUAAAGAACUCAGAGACCUUGAAGAUUCUGAAAACAUUGAAGAAAAACUUAGUAAUAAAAUAGAAUUUGAGGUAACCCAACCAAUCCGACAGGUACUGGUCAAGAAGGAGGAUAUCUCUCAUGAAAUACCAGAGACAUUUGAAGAAGAAACGCUCUCUGCAGCAGAUGAAAAGGUUGUUGAAAAAACAGAAAAAGAAAUAACUGAAAUCAGUGAAGUUUCUCAAGUUUUACCAACAGAAGAAUCUUUAAGCUAUGGAGACAGUAAAUCUAUUGAAGAGAUCCCCAUCUCUACAACAUCUGUAGAUACUGUUAUGAGUACUCUUGACACAGCUGUAUCUGAGGUUAAUGUACUCAGGGAUGAUGUAGCAGAGCUAGAGGAAGAAAGAAAACACAUGGCUGAGAAAGAAAUCUUAAAUGUUGAAAUAGGAACUGUCUCAGAGGAAAAAGAGAAAGAAACACAGGUUUCUAUAUCUGAUGAGUCACUGACUCAAACUCAAAAAGACUUAGAUUCUAUUGAGGAAAAUAUUGUUACUCAUGCAGUUAUUGAUACAGAAAAACCAACUCAAGAAACACCAAUUUCAGAAGUAAUUCUGCCUUGUGACAUUGCUGGUGGAAGUGUAGAUGAAAUAAAAAGUCUUAAAGUUCAAAGAAUGGUUGAAGAAGAUAUUGAAGAAAAAACCACAGAAUCUAGACCAGAAUCACUGGCAGUUUUAUCUGAGGAAUUUGUGGAGGCAGAUGAAUCAGAAUCAAGGAACGGCAAACCUACAGCUGAAGCAAAUGUUGAACUAACAAAACCAAAUCUUGAAACAGCCGUUACUGAAGUAAGUGUUGCAUUUGACACAUUGGAGACAUCUGAAGAUAAAGAAGAAGGAGUCAGUACUUUAGAAAGAACUGAGAAGUAUGUUUUGCAAAGUACAGCUGAAGAGGAUGAAAAAGAAUCCUUUGUAGUGCAAUCAAAAGAAGAUGUCGGCACCGAAGGAUCCUCAUUAUUAGAAGAAGUAGCACCUACUGAAGCAAAAUAUGUCAAAGAACAAAGGGAAGUAGAUGCAAUUCUUACUGAAGAAAUCCUUCCUGUUGAUGUUACUUCUGAAAAAGAGGAAGAAAGUUCAGUAUCAGUAGAUGAAUCUAUUACAGAAAAGGCCACCAUAGAAAAAGCUGUGAAGGAACAAGAAGAAACCAUUCCUGUUACUGAAGAGAUGUAUAAUGAACUAGGUGAAUUUGAUUCUAUUCAGAGUGAAGUAACAUCAGCAACUGAAAAGGUAGUCGAUGUUUCAUCUGAAGUACAAACAGCUGUAGAAUCUAAAAUGAGCAGUGAAGUAUCAACAAUGGAAGAAGAAGUAAUUGAAGACACCACAGUUCCACUGGAUGAGUACAACAAUGAAGAAAUAAUUGAAAAACAAGAACAAGAAACAAAGGAAAAAACCGAAGUGCAUCCUGAAGUUCCAUCAAUGUCUUCUUUUGAAGAGGAAGUCUUAUCUGAUGAAAUACUAGAGAAAACAGAUAUGAAUGAGAUAAAGAAACUUGCAGAAAAUUUUGUUGAGCAAAUUUUCCUUGAUGCUGUCAAGGAAUUAAAUGAACCCACAAAGGUUACUGAAGGAACUCUUCAAGAAACAACACAAAACGUACAAGAGACAAGCUUAGAAGUAACUGCUACUGGUGUAGAAAUGACAGAAGAAGACAAGAUUAUUGAAAGUAAAGAAUUAAAAUUUACUGAUAAACAAGAAAUAGUUGAACAGGAAAUUCCUGAAGAAAUUCUAUCUGAGGAAACUACGCAAGAACAGAUGAAACCUGAGGAAAAGCAAGAACAAGAAAAAGUUGAAAUGAACCUGACUGUCGAUACCAGUGAUAACAAAUUUGUCGAAAGCACUGAAAUUCCACUACCCAGAUUCAUUAGCAAGCUGGAAAACAUCACUACUACCGAAGGUUCUUCGUUGUCACUACGUGUUGAGUUCGAACAAUCUGAUGAUAUUAUAGCUGAAUGGUUCUUGGAUAAUUCACCGCUCACAAAUUCUGAGGACAUUGAAAUAGUGACAGAAAAUAAUUCAACGACUUUGUUAAUACAUGAUGUUUUACCAGAAGAUGAAGGAGAGUACAAAGUCAUUCUUCAGAACCGAGCUGGUAUCUCUCAAUCUUAUUGCUACAUCACAGUUCUCAGCCCUGAUGAAGAGAAACCAAAAGAGAGACCCCAGCCUGUAGUACGUGAAGUAGCUAAGGCAGAAGAAAUCAGCCAGGCUACAGCUGAGGUGACAGAGAAACCUGAAUCUGUGACUGUUGAGAUGGACAUCGCAGAAGUACCUGAGACAAGCACAGCUGAGGUUUUGCUCACAAAACCAGAACAGAUAGUUAGCUCUGACCAGUCAUCCAUUGAGAUAACUCUAGGCAGUACCCAAAAACCUGAAGUGGAAAAAACAACCGAGGAAGAUCUAGCCUUGAAUGAGGUUGAAUAUGACAUUACAGUGAAAGACAAGGGGGUUGCUGAAGCUCCCCGUUUCAAAAAGACCCUCCAUCAACAGUUUGAGGCUGUUGAAGGAUCAUCAAUAGCAAUUGAAUGUGAAGUAGCUGGAGAGGAGACACCAGUUGUAACAUGGUACCAGGAUGAAGAGCCUAUCACUCCAGAUGAGCACUUUGUUACAGAAUUUGAACACGGUGUGUGCCGCCUGACUAUUCGCAACGUGUUCCUUGAGGAUGAAGCAGAGUACAAGUGUGAGGCUCGUACUAGUCAUGGUGUCAUCAGUACUGUUACAGAACUUUUCGUGGAAAAAGAGCUUCCCAAGAGUGAAGAGGAAGCUCAGCCCUUGCCAGAGGUCAAAGAAAAACCAGAUUUAUUGGAGGGUCUAGAUGUACAGGCCACAGAAAAGUUGGCCCCAGAAAAAUCUGAAAUCACACCAAUUGAAUCCACAGGAAGUGAUGUUAUCACUUCUGAGACGGAGGAAGUUUCUUUCGAGAUUGUGUCUGCGGAGUCGGCUGAAACUGCUCCGCUGGAAAUCACAGUUCAGACUGAGUCAGCUCAUCCUGAGAAGACAGGGGUCCCUCUGAAGGCAGCAGUUCCAGAGGUCUCUGAGGUCGUUGCCAAGGAGACUGAGGAAAUGAUUAGUGAGGAUGUAAAUCAAGAGACACCUAGGGAGGAAGUCAUUACAGAAAAGGAACUGCUCAGGCCUGAAGAGGAACUCCCUGUAUCACAGAAAAAGGAAUUGGAGAUAAGUUUCGAUGAAAAGGAUGAAGCUGCACCUGAAAUCCCCAAAGGGGAAGCACCUGUUUUUACUUCAGUGUUAAGAAAAAUAGCUGUUCCAGAAGGGAAACCUGCCCAAUUUAGGUGUGUUGUCACUGGAAUCCCACGACCAAAUAUUGUUUGGCUGUUGGAUGAUGCAGUGAUAGAAGAUUCAACAACAUACCAGACUGAGUAUAACUCAGAUGGAACAUGUACACUGACUAUAGACAAAACAAUCAAAGAGGAUGAAGGUGAAUAUGUUUGCCAAGCCACAAACCAGGAGGGUGCUGCAUCCACUAUGGCUGAGCUGGUUUUAAUAGACAUAAUUUUCAUUUGGAAAUCCUUUAUUCAGAUGCAGAGAACCUUAAAUCUUAUAAAUCCCUCUGAGGAAGUCAAAGCAGAACUGGGUGUGGAAGAAGCCCCUGAAGUCGUUGAGGAGGAAGCCGAGGCCGAAUUCGCUCCCUCUGAAAAGAGGGCAGAGGAAGUGGGUGUUGAACUCACAGCUGAGCAAGCUGCUGAGAUGGCCAAGACCGAAAUCACUGAGGAAGUGAAACCCACUGAAGCACCCAAAGAGAAAGUGGGCAUAGAAAUCACCGCUGCUGAGACAGUCGAGGCGGUGGAAGAGAAACCCACUGCUGAAAUCCCGGCGCCUGAAGAACAGGCUGUACAAAUAGCAGUCAGCGCCGAGGAGAUAGCAAAGGAAGAAGUCUCACUCGAAAUCGAAACCAAAGAACAACCCGAAACUGAAAUGAUUGUAGAAAUUCCAGAGGAGAAACCCUCUGAGGAAGUCAAAGCAGAACUGGGUGUGGAAGAAGCCCCUGAAGUCGUUGAGGAGGAAGCCGAGGCCGAAUUCGCUCCCUCUGAAAAGAGGGCAGAGGAAGUGGGUGUUGAACUCACAGCUGAGCAAGCUGCUGAGAUCGCCAAGACCGAAAUCACUGAGGAAGUGAAACCCACUGAAGCACCCAAAGAGAAAGUGGGCAUAGAAAUCACCGCUGCUGAGACAGUCGAGGCGGUGGAAGAGAAACCCACUGCUGAAAUCCCGGCGCCUGAAGAACAGGCUGUACAAAUAGCAGUCAGCGCCGAGGAGAGGCCAAAGGAAGAAGUCUCACUCGAAAUCGAAACCAAAGAACAACCCGAAACUGAAAUGAUUGUAGAAAUUCCAGAGGAGAAACCCUCUGAGGAAGUCAAAGCAGAACUGGGUGUGGAAGAAGCCCCUGAAGUCGUUGAGGAGGAAGCCGAGGCCGAAUUCGCUCCCUCUGAAAAGAGGGCAGAGGAAGUGGGUGUUGAACUCACAGCUGAGCAAGCUGCUGAGAUCGCCAAGACCGAAAUCACUGAGGAAGUGAAACCCACUGAAGCACCCAAAGAGAAAGUGGGCAUAGAAAUCACCGCUGCUGAGACAGUCGAGGCGGUGGAAGAGAAACCCACUGCUGAAAUCCCGGCGCCUGAAGAACAGGCUGUACAAAUAGCAGUCAGCGCCGAGGAGAGGCCAAAGGAAGAAGUCUCACUCGAAAUCGAAACCAAAGAACAACCCGAAACUGAAAUGAUUGUAGAAAUUCCAGAGGAGAAACCCUCUGAGGAAGUCAAAGCAGAACUGGGUGUGGAAGAAGCCCCUGAAGUCGUUGAGGAGGAAGCCGAGGCCGAAUUCGCUCCCUCUGAAAAGAGGGCAGAGGAAGUGGGUGUUGAACUCACAGCUGAGCAAGCUGCUGAGAUCGCCAAGACCGAAAUCACUGAGGAAGUGAAACCCACUGAAGCACCCAAAGAGAAAGUGGGCAUAGAAAUCACCGCUGCUGAGACAGUCGAGGCGGUGGAAGAGAAACCCACUGCUGAAAUCCCGGCGCCUGAAGAACAGGCUGUACAAAUAGCAGUCAGCGCCGAGGAGAGGCCAAAGGAAGAAGUCUCACUCGAAAUCGAAACCAAAGAACAACCCGAAACUGAAAUGAUUGUAGAAAUUCCAGAGGAGAAACCCUCUGAGGAAGUCAAAGCAGAACUGGGUGUGGAAGAAGCCCCUGAAGUCGUUGAGGAGGAAGCCGAGGCCGAAUUCGCUCCCUCUGAAAAGAGGGCAGAGGAAGUGGGUGUUGAACUCACAGCUGAGCAAGCUGCUGAGAUCGCCAAGACCGAAAUCACUGAGGAAGUGAAACCCACUGAAGCACCCAAAGAGAAAGUGGGCAUAGAAAUCACCGCUGCUGAGACAGUCGAGGCGGUGGAAGAGAAACCCACUGCUGAAAUCCCGGCGCCUGAAGAACAGGCUGUACAAAUAGCAGUCAGCGCCGAGGAGAGGCCAAAGGAAGAAGUCUCACUCGAAAUCGAAACCAAAGAACAACCCGAAACUGAAAUGAUUGUAGAAAUUCCAGAGGAGAAACCCUCUGAGGAAGUCAAAGCAGAACUGGGUGUGGAAGAAGCCCCUGAAGUCGUUGAGGAGGAAGCCGAGGCCGAAUUCGCUCCCUCUGAAAAGAGGGCAGAGGAAGUGGGUGUUGAACUCACAGCUGAGCAAGCUGCUGAGAUCGCCAAGACCGAAAUCACUGAGGAAGUGAAACCCACUGAAGCACCCAAAGAGAAAGUGGGCAUAGAAAUCACCGCUGCUGAGACAGUCGAGGCGGUGGAAGAGAAACCCACUGCUGAAAUCCCGGCGCCUGAAGAACAGGCUGUACAAAUAGCAGUCAGCGCCGAGGAGAGGCCAAAGGAAGAAGUCUCACUCGAAAUCGAAACCAAAGAACAACCCGAAACUGAAAUGAUUGUAGAAAUUCCAGAGGAGAAACCCUCUGAGGAAGUCAAAGCAGAACUGGGUGUGGAAGAAGCCCCUGAAGUCGUUGAGGAGGAAGCCGAGGCCGAAUUCGCUCCCUCUGAAAAGAGGGCAGAGGAAGUGGGUGUUGAACUCACAGCUGAGCAAGCUGCUGAGAUCGCCAAGACCGAAAUCACUGAGGAAGUGAAACCCACUGAAGCACCCAAAGAGAAAGUGGGCAUAGAAAUCACCGCUGCUGAGACAGUCGAGGCGGUGGAAGAGAAACCCACUGCUGAAAUCCCGGCGCCUGAAGAACAGGCUGUACAAAUAGCAGUCAGCGCCGAGGAGAGGCCAAAGGAAGAAGUCUCACUCGAAAUCGAAACCAAAGAACAACCCGAAACUGAAAUGAUUGUAGAAAUUCCAGAGGAGAAACCCUCUGAGGAAGUCAAAGCAGAACUGGGUGUGGAAGAAGCCCCUGAAGUCGUUGAGGAGGAAGCCGAGGCCGAAUUCGCUCCCUCUGAAAAGAGGGCAGAGGAAGUGGGUGUUGAACUCACAGCUGAGCAAGCUGCUGAGAUCGCCAAGACCGAAAUCACUGAGGAAGUGAAACCCACUGAAGCACCCAAAGAGAAAGUGGGCAUAGAAAUCACCGCUGCUGAGACAGUCGAGGCGGUGGAAGAGAAACCCACUGCUGAAAUCCCGGCGCCUGAAGAACAGGCUGUACAAAUAGCAGUCAGCGCGGAGGAGUGGCUAAAGGAAGAAGUCUCACUCGAAAUCGAAACCAAAGAACAACCCGAAACUGAAAUGAUUGUAGAAAUUCCAGAGGAGAAACCCUCUGAGGAAGUCAAAGCAGAACUGGGUGUGGAAGAAGCCCCUGAAGUCGUUGAGGAGGAAGCCGAGGCCGAAUUCGCUCCCUCUGAAAAGAGGGCAGAGGAAGUGGGUGUUGAACUCACAGCUGAGCAAGCUGCUGAGAUCGCCAAGACCGAAAUCACUGAGGAAGUGAAACCCACUGAAGCACCCAAAGAGAAAGUGGGCAUAGAAAUCACCGCUGCUGAGACAGUCGAGGCGGUGGAAGAGAAACCCACUGCUGAAAUCCCGGCGCCUGAAGAACAGGCUGUACAAAUAGCAGUCAGCGCCGAGGAGAGGCCAAAGGAAGAAGUCUCACUCGAAAUCGAAACCAAAGAACAACCCGAAACUGAAAUGAUUGUAGAAAUUCCAGAGGAGAAACCCUCUGAGGAAGUCAAAGCAGAACUGGGUGUGGAAGAAGCCCCUGAAGUCGUUGAGGAGGAAGCCGAGGCCGAAUUCGCUCCCUCUGAAAAGAGGGCAGAGGAAGUGGGUGUUGAACUCACAGCUGAGCAAGCUGCUGAGAUCGCCAAGACCGAAAUCACUGAGGAAGUGAAACCCACUGAAGCACCCAAAGAGAAAGUGGGCAUAGAAAUCACCGCUGCUGAGACAGUCGAGGCGGUGGAAGAGAAACCCACUGCUGAAAUCCCGGCGCCUGAAGAACAGGCUGUACAAAUAGCAGUCAGCGCCGAGGAGAGGCCAAAGGAAGAAGUCUCACUCGAAAUCGAAACCAAAGAACAACCCGAAACUGAAAUGAUUGUAGAAAUUCCAGAGGAGAAACCCUCUGAGGAAGUCAAAGCAGAACUGGGUGUGGAAGAAGCCCCUGAAGUCGUUGAGGAGGAAGCCGAGGCCGAAUUCGCUCCCUCUGAAAAGAGGGCAGAGGAAGUGGGUGUUGAACUCACAGCUGAGCAAGCUGCUGAGAUCGCCAAGACCGAAAUCACUGAGGAAGUGAAACCCACUGAAGCACCCAAAGAGAAAGUGGGCAUAGAAAUCACCGCUGCUGAGACAGUCGAGGCGGUGGAAGAGAAACCCACUGCUGAAAUCCCGGCGCCUGAAGAACAGGCUGUACAAAUAGCAGUCAGCGCCGAGGAGAGGCCAAAGGAAGAAGUCUCACUCGAAAUCGAAACCAAAGAACAACCCGAAACUGAAAUGAUUGUAGAAAUUCCAGAGGAGAAACCCUCUGAGGAAGUCAAAGCAGAACUGGGUGUGGAAGAAGCCCCUGAAGUCGUUGAGGAGGAAGCCGAGGCCGAAUUCGCUCCCUCUGAAAAGAGGGCAGAGGAAGUGGGUGUUGAACUCACAGCUGAGCAAGCUGCUGAGAUCGCCAAGACCGAAAUCACUGAGGAAGUGAAACCCACUGAAGCACCCAAAGAGAAAGUGGGCAUAGAAAUCACCGCUGCUGAGACAGUCGAGGCGGUGGAAGAGAAACCCACUGCUGAAAUCCCGGCGCCUGAAGAACAGGCUGUACAAAUAGCAGUCAGCGCCGAGGAGAGGCCAAAGGAAGAAGUCUCACUCGAAAUCGAAACCAAAGAACAACCCGAAACUGAAAUGAUUGUAGAAAUUCCAGAGGAGAAACCCUCUGAGGAAGUCAAAGCAGAACUGGGUGUGGAAGAAGCCCCUGAAGUCGUUGAGGAGGAAGCCGAGGCCGAAUUCGCUCCCUCUGAAAAGAGGGCAGAGGAAGUGGGUGUUGAACUCACAGCUGAGCAAGCUGCUGAGAUCGCCAAGACCGAAAUCACUGAGGAAGUGAAACCCACUGAAGCACCCAAAGAGAAAGUGGGCAUAGAAAUCACCGCUGCUGAGACAGUCGAGGCGGUGGAAGAGAAACCCACUGCUGAAAUCCCGGCGCCUGAAGAACAGGCUGUACAAAUAGCAGUCAGCGCCGAGGAGAGGCCAAAGGAAGAAGUCUCACUCGAAAUCGAAACCAAAGAACAACCCGAAACUGAAAUGAUUGUAGAAAUUCCAGAGGAGAAACCCUCUGAGGAAGUCAAAGCAGAACUGGGUGUGGAAGAAGCCCCUGAAGUCGUUGAGGAGGAAGCCGAGGCCGAAUUCGCUCCCUCUGAAAAGAGGGCAGAGGAAGUGGGUGUUGAACUCACAGCUGAGCAAGCUGCUGAGAUCGCCAAGACCGAAAUCACUGAGGAAGUGAAACCCACUGAAGCACCCAAAGAGAAAGUGGGCAUAGAAAUCACCGCUGCUGAGACAGUCGAGGCGGUGGAAGAGAAACCCACUGCUGAAAUCCCGGCGCCUGAAGAACAGGCUGUACAAAUAGCAGUCAGCGCCGAGGAGAGGCCAAAGGACGAAGUCUCACUCGAAAUCGAAACCAAAGAACAACCCGAAACUGAAAUGAUUGUAGAAAUUCCAGAGGAGAAACCCUCUGAGGAAGUCAAAGCAGAACUGGGUGUGGAAGAAGCCCCUGAAGUCGUUGAGGAGGAAGCCGAGGCCGAAUUCGCUCCCUCUGAAAAGAGGGCAGAGGAAGUGGGUGUUGAACUCACAGCUGAGCAAGCUGCUGAGAUCGCCAAGACCGAAAUCACUGAGGAAGUGAAACCCACUGAAGCACCCAAAGAGAAAGUGGGCAUAGAAAUCACCGCUGCUGAGACAGUCGAGGCGGUGGAAGAGAAACCCACUGCUGAAAUCCCGGCGCCUGAAGAACAGGCUGUACAAAUAGCAGUCAGCGCCGAGGAGAGGCCAAAGGAAGAAGUCUCACUCGAAAUCGAAACCAAAGAACAACCCGAAACUGAAAUGAUUGUAGAAAUUCCAGAGGAGAAACCCUCUGAGGAAGUCAAAGCAGAACUGGGUGUGGAAGAAGCCCCUGAAGUCGUUGAGGAGGAAGCCGAGGCCGAAUUCGCUCCCUCUGAAAAGAGGGCAGAGGAAGUGGGUGUUGAACUCACAGCUGAGCAAGCUGCUGAGAUCGCCAAGACCGAAAUCACUGAGGAAGUGAAACCCACUGAAGCACCCAAAGAGAAAGUGGGCAUAGAAAUCACCGCUGCUGAGACAGUCGAGGCGGUGGAAGAGAAACCCACUGCUGAAAUCCCGGCGCCUGAAGAACAGGCUGUACAAAUAGCAGUCAGCGCCGAGGAGAGGCUAAAGGAAGAAGUCUCACUCGAAAUCGAAACCAAAGAACAACCCGAAACUGAAAUGAUUGUAGAAAUUCCAGAGGAGAAACCCUCUGAGGAAGUCAAAGCAGAACUGGGUGUGGAAGAAGCCCCUGAAGUCGUUGAGGAGGAAGCCGAGGCCGAAUUCGCUCCCUCUGAAAAGAGGGCAGAGGAAGUGGGUGUUGAACUCACAGCUGAGCAAGCUGCUGAGAUCGCCAAGACCGAAAUCACUGAGGAAGUGAAACCCACUGAAGCACCCAAAGAGAAAGUGGGCAUAGAAAUCACCGCUGCUGAGACAGUCGAGGCGGUGGAAGAGAAACCCACUGCUGAAAUCCCGGCGCCUGAAGAACAGGCUGUACAAAUAGCAGUCAGCGCCGAGGAGAGGCCAAAGGAAGAAGUCUCACUCGAAAUCGAAACCAAAGAACAACCCGAAAGAAGCCGAGGCACUCCCUCUGAAAAGAGGGCAGAGGAAGUGGGUGUUGAACUCACAGCUGAGCAAGCUGCUGAGAUGGCCAAGACCGAAAUCACUGAGGAAGUGAAACCCACUGAAGCACCCAAAGAGAAAGUGGGCAUAGAAAUCACCGCUGCUGAGACAGUCGAGGCGGUGGAAGAGAAACCCACUGCUGAAAUCCCGGCGCCUGAAGAACAGGCUGUACAAAUAGCAGUCAGCGCCGAGGAGAGGCCAAAGGAAGAAGUCUCACUCGAAAUCGAAACCAAAGAACAACCCGAAACUGAAAUGAAAGUCGUUGAGGAGGAAGCCGAGGCCGAAUUCGCUCCCUCUGAAAAGAGGGCAGAGGAAGUGGGUGUUGAACUCACAGCUGAGCAAGCUGCUGAGAUCGCCAAGACCGAAAUCACUAAGGAAGUGAAACCCACUGAAGCACCCAAAGAGAAAGUGGGCAUAGAAAUUGCUGAGAGGAGGCGGUGGAAACCCUCUGAGGAAGUCAAAGCAGAACUGGGUGUGGAAGUCAAGCAGAACUGGGUGUGGAAGAAGCCUGAAGUCGUUGAGGAGGAAGCCGAGGCCGAAUUCGCUCCCUCUGAAAAGAGGGCAGAGGAAGUGGGUGUUGAACUCACAGCUGAGCAAGCUGCUGAGAUCGCCAAGACCGAAAUCACUGAGGAAGUGAAACCCACUGAAGCACCCAAAGAGAAAGUGGGCAUAGAAAUCACCGCUGCUGAGACAGUCGAGGCGGUGGAAGAGAAACCCACUGCUGAAAUCCCGGCGCCUGAAGAACAGGCUGUACAAAUAGCAGUCAGCGCCGAGGAGAUAGCAAAGGAAGAAGUCUCACUCGAAAUCGAAACCAAAGAACAACCCGAAACUGAAAUGAUUGUAGAAAUUCCAGAGGAGAAACCCUCUGAGGAAGUCAAAGCAGAACUGGGUGUGGAAGAAGCCCCUGAAGUCGUUGAGGAGGAAGCCGAGGCCGAAUUCGCUCCCUCUGAAAAGAGGGCAGAGGAAGUGGGUGUUGAACUCACAGCUGAGCAAGCUGCUGAGAUCGCCAAGACCGAAAUCACUGAGGAAGUGAAACCCACUGAAGCACCCAAAGAGAAAGUGGGCAUAGAAAUCACCGCUGCUGAGACAGUCGAGGCGGUGGAAGAGAAACCCACUGCUGAAAUCCCGGCGCCUGAAGAACAGGCUGUACAAAUAGCAGUCAGCGCCGAGGAGAUAGCAAAGGAAGAAGUCUCACUCGAAAUCGAAACCAAAGAACAACCCGAAACUGAAAUGAUUGUAGAAAUUCCAGAGGAGAAACCCUCUGAGGAAGUCAAAGCAGAACUGGGUGUGGAAGAAGCCCCUGAAGUCGUUGAGGAGGAAGCCGAGGCCGAAUUCGCUCCCUCUGAAAAGAGGGCAGAGGAAGUGGGUGUUGAACUCACAGCUGAGCAAGCUGCUGAGAUCGCCAAGACCGAAAUCACUGAGGAAGUGAAACCCACUGAAGCACCCAAAGAGAAAGUGGGCAUAGAAAUCACCGCUGCUGAGACAGUCGAGGCGGUGGAAGAGAAACCCACUGCUGAAAUCCCGGCGCCUGAAGAACAGGCUGUACAAAUAGCAGUCAGCGCCGAGGAGAGGCCAAAGGAAGAAGUCUCACUCGAAAUCGAAACCAAAGAACAACCCGAAACUGAAAUGAUUGUAGAAAUUCCAGAGGAGAAACCCUCUGAGGAAGUCAAAGCAGAACUGGGUGUGGAAGAAGCCCCUGAAGUCGUUGAGGAGGAAGCCGAGGCCGAAUUCGCUCCCUCUGAAAAGAGGGCAGAGGAAGUGGGUGUUGAACUCACAGCUGAGCAAGCUGCUGAGAUCGCCAAGACCGAAAUCACUGAGGAAGUGAAACCCACUGAAGCACCCAAAGAGAAAGUGGGCAUAGAAAUCACCGCUGCUGAGACAGUCGAGGCGGUGGAAGAGAAACCCACUGCUGAAAUCCCGGCGCCUGAAGAACAGGCUGUACAAAUAGCAGUCAGCGCCGAGGAGAUAGCAAAGGAAGAAGUCUCACUCGAAAUCGAAACCAAAGAACAACCCGAAACUGAAAUGAUUGUAGAAAUUCCAGAGGAGAAACCCUCUGAGGAAGUCAAAGCAGAACUGGGUGUGGAAGAAGCCCCUGAAGUCGUUGAGGAGGAAGCCGAGGCCGAAUUCGCUCCCUCUGAAAAGAGGGCAGAGGAAGUGGGUGUUGAACUCACAGCUGAGCAAGCUGCUGAGAUCGCCAAGACCGAAAUCACUGAGGAAGUGAAACCCACUGAAGCACCCAAAGAGAAAGUGGGCAUAGAAAUCACCGCUGCUGAGACAGUCGAGGCGACAGUCGAGGCGGUGGAAGAGAAACCCACUGCUGAAAUCCCGGCGCCUGAAGAACAGGCUGUACAAAUAGCAGUCAGCGCCGAGGAGAGGCCAAAGGAAGAAGUCUCACUCGAAAUCGAAACCAAAGAACAACCCGAAACUGAAAUGAUUGUAGAAAUUCCAGAGGAGAAACCCUCUGAGGAAGUCAAAGCAGAACUGGGUGUGGAAGAAGCCCCUGAAGUCGUUGAGGAGGAAGCCGAGGCCGAAUUCGCUCCCUCUGAAAAGAGGGCAGAGGAAGUGGGUGUUGAACUCACAGCUGAGCAAGCUGCUGAGAUGGCCAAGACCGAAAUCACUGAGGAAGUGAAACCCACUGAAGCACCCAAAGAGAAAGUGGGCAUAGAAAUCACCGCUGCUGAGACAGUCGAGGCGGUGGAAGAGAAACCCACUGCUGAAAUCCCGGCGCCUGAAGAACAGGCUGUACAAAUAGCAGUCAGCGCCGAGGAGAGGCGAAAAGAAGAAGUCUCACUCGAAAUCGAAACCAAAGAACAACCCGAAAGUGAAAUGAUUGUAGAAAUUCCAGAGGAGAAACCCUCUGAGGAAGUCAAAGCAGAACUGGGUGUGGAAGAAGCCCCUGAAGUCGUUGAGGAGGAAGCCGAGGCCGAAUUCGCUCCCUCUGAAAAGAGGGCAGAGGAAGUGGGUGUUGAACUCACAGCUGAGCAAGCUGCUGAGAUCGCCAAGACCGAAAUCACUGAGGAAGUGAAACCCACUGAAGCACCCAAAGAGAAAGUGGGCAUAGAAAUCACCGCUGCUGAGACAGUCGAGGCGGUGGAAGAGAAACCCACUGCUGAAAUCCCGGCGCCUGAAGAACAGGCUGUACAAAUAGCAGUCAGCGCCGAGGAGAGGCCAAAGGAAGAAGUCUCACUCGAAAUCGAAACCAAAGAACAACCCGAAACUGAAAUGAUUGUAGAAAUUCCAGAGGAGAAACCCUCUGAAGACAAAGCAGAACUGGGUGUGGAAGAAGCCCCUGAAGAGGAGGGUGGGAGGGCAGAGGAAGUGGGUGUUGAACUCACAGCUGAGCAAGCUGCUGAGAUCGCCAAGACCGAAAUCACUGAGGAAGUGAAACCCACUGAAGCACCCAAAGAGAAAGUGGGCAUAGAAAUCACCGCUGCUGAGACAGUCGAGGCGGUGGAAGAGAAACCCACUGCUGAAAUCCCGGCGCCUGAAGAACAGGCUGUACAAAUAGCAGUCAGCGCCGAGGAGAUAGCAAAGGAAGAAGUCUCACUCGAAAUCGAAACCAAAGAACAACCCGAAACUGAAAUGAUUGUAGAAAUUCCAGAGGAGAAACCCUCUGAGGAAGUCAAAGCAGAACUGGGUGUGGAAGAAGCCCCUGAAGUCGUUGAGGAGGAAGCCGAGGCCGAAUUCGCUCCCUCUGAAAAGAGGGCAGAGGAAGUGGGUGUUGAACUCACAGCUGAGCAAGCUGCUGAGAUGGCCAAGACCGAAAUCACUGAGGAAGUGAAACCCACUGAAGCACCCAAAGAGAAAGUGGGCAUAGAAAUCACCGCUGCUGAGACAGUCGAGGCGGUGGAAGAGAAACCCACUGCUGAAAUCCCGGCGCCUGAAGAACAGGCUGUACAAAUAGCAGUCAGCGCCGAGGAGAGGCCAAAGGAAGAAGUCUCACUCGAAAUCGAAACCAAAGAACAACCCGAAACUGAAAUGAUUGUAGAAAUUCCAGAGGAGAAACCCUCUGAGGAAGUCAAAGCAGAACUGGGUGUGGAAGAAGCCCCUGAAGUCGUUGAGGAGGAAGCCGAGGCCGAAUUCGCUCCCUCUGAAAAGAGGGCAGAGGAAGUGGGUGUUGAACUCACAGCUGAGCAAGCUGCUGAGAUUGCCAAGACCGAAAUCACUGAGGAAGUGAAACCCACUGAAGCACCCAAAGAGAAAGUGGGCAUAGAAAUCACCGCUGCUGAGACAGUCGAGGCGGUGGAAGAGAAACCCACUGCUGAAAUCCCGGCGCCUGAAGAAUUAAAAUCUAUAUUUUUGAGUUUGGAAGAACUGCAGCACUAUGCUGUAUAUGGACUUGUUGUUUUGAUGGGACCAUACAUAAAAAAACAAGUUGAGCAUAUCGAUACCGAGUUUACUUUGAAAGACACUUUAUCUGAGAAAGAAAAACAAUAUGAAGAAGAGAAGGAAGCAACUUCUGAAGAAGAGAAGCCCGAAUCACCUAUUUCUAUUGUUGUGGAAGAGAAGGUGGAAAAAGAAGCACCUUUGGUGGUCUCUCCCUUGAAGAGUGUUCAAGCAUCAGAUGGUGGACAAGCUCGCUUGGAAUGCCAGAUUCAGGGAAAACCCAAACCAACUGUCACAUGGUACAAAGAGGAUCAGGUUCUGGUGAACUCAGAGGAGUUCAAAAUCUUCUAUGAUGAGGACAAUCUGUGCUCUCUAUUCAUAUCAGAUGUUUACCCGGAGGAUGCUGGGAAAUACACCGUGGUGGCUCAGAAUGAACUUGGUACUGCUGAAACAACUGCUGAACUCUUUGUUGCAGCUCCAGAUGAAGCUGAGGAUGACUUCAUUGCUCCAGCUUUCACUCAAAAACCGAAGUUCCAGACUGCUGCUAUCAGUGAGGAGGUGACUUUUGAGGCCACAGUGGUGGCAAACCCACAACCACAGAUUCUGUGGUCCAAAGAAAACACUGAAAUUACUCCAAGUGACAAAGUCAAGAUUUCAGUUGACCAAGAUGGCAAUAUCUAUCACUCAACACUGACCUUAUCAGAGCUGGAAGCAGAGGAUGCUGGGACGUACAAGGUCCUUGCCCAGAAUGACCAGGGUGAAGCCAGUAUCUCAGUCUCUCUGCUUGUCAAAAAACCAGAAGGACCCCAGAAGACAGAUUUCAGGGAUUCAUUAACAACAGAAGUGAAAACUAAAGUUGGCAUUAAACAUCAGCCUGAACAGAUGGACUUUAGAACCCUCUUAAAAUCUACCUCAACCAAAUCCAAGAAAUUUGCACAAGAUGUUACAGAAGAGGAAACUACUCAAGAGCUUGAGGAAAGUGAACAAGUUGAUUUCAGACAGGUUCUCAAAAAGACUGUCACUUCUCCACAGUUUGUGGUUGCCAUUGAAGACCAGAAAGCUGAGGAAGGUGAUGAGGCCAAAUUCCUUGUCAAGGUCAGAGGUGAACCAACUCCAGAGGUCAUGUGGUUCCAUGAGAAUGAACCAAUCAAAGACGAUGACAUAUACAAGAUCAUGGCGGGUCAGCCAGGGGAGGUAAUCCUCCAUCUGCCUGAGGUGUUCCCUGAGGAUGCUGGUGUGUACACUGUGAAGGCAGUCAACGAGGCAGGGGAGGUCUCCUGUUCAGCUGUGCUCACAGUUCUCCAAGAGGAACUUGAAGGAACUGAAGAACUUAAGGAGGCACCAAAACCAGAAGCAGUGGAAGAAGCACCUGCUAAACCAUUCAUAAUGCCAGAGGCUGAACAGUUAGACUUCAGAGCUGCUCUCAAAACUAAAGUCAAAACCAAAUCAAAUGAGACCUUUGAAACUGAACAACUGGACUUCAGAAGUGCUCUUAAAACUAAAGUGAAAACAAAGGUGAAUGAACAGUUUCAAUCAGAACAACUAGACUUCAGGGGUGCUCUUAAAUCCGAGCAUGUACAAACCAAAGUUAAUCAACAGUUUGCUCAUCAACAGUUGGACUUCAGGGAUGCAAUAAAAACUCACCAUGUGGAAACCAAAGUGAACCAACAAUUCAAGCAUGAACAGUUAGAUUUUAGAGAUGCCUUGAAAAAUGAGAGAAUAGAAACAAAAGUCAGCCAACAAUUUCCGCAUGAGCAGCUGGACUUCAGAUCAGUGUUGAAGACGGACCGGGAUUCCAGCGAAGAAAUUACUCAGGAGGAGACCGUUAUCGAGGUUCCACAGAAACCAAAGGAGGAGGCGCCUCAGGUGUCAGAAGUAGAAGAAGAGGAAAUUGUGGCACCUAAAUUCGUAACCAGAAUUGAGGACCAGAAAGUCCAGGAGGGAGAGGAAGUCAAAUUUGUUGUCAAGGUGACAGGCACGCCCACUCCUGAGGUCACAUGGCACCAUGACAACGAGGUCAUCAAAGAGGACAGUGACAUCUACAGAAUGGAGCAGGGAGAAGAAGGGGAGGUCACUCUACUGUUGACUGAGGCUUUCCCUGAGGACUCUGGUGUUUAUACAGUCACAGCCUCCAAUGUCGCGGGACAGGCUGAGUGUACCGCCAUGCUGAAUGUCACUGAAUUAGUCGAGGAAGAAGAAAAGGAAGAACAAGUUGAGGUGAUUGAAAGCAAAGAAGUUAUCAAAGAGGAGGCUGCACUGAAAAUACAGUCAGUGUUCAGGGGAUUUAAGGCCAGAGAAGAAGUGAAACACAUGAAAGAGGCUAAGGAACACCAAGAAGUUCCCACAUUUGAAGCUGAUACGACCUUUGACAUUAGUGACAUCAGCACUGAUACCGAGGUCACAGGUCAGCUUCCAAAGGAUGAGCAACCACAGGAAACUCAGCAGCAUAUGCAUGCACUCAGCAGCAAUGACUACGACAUAGGCACUAAAGUUUAUACCUGGAGAAUAGGGAGCACCCCACAAGACAGCUCCCCUCAAUAUGAAACUUAUUUGUUCAAGGAGGAAGUUGUUGUAACUGGCCCAGAGAGUGAGGACAGAGGAUAUCUUCCAUCUGAUGAGGAGGCUGAAAGGACCAAGACUGUGGAGGAUGAGACUUCCACCUGGCACAUCACAGGGGAAGAGGAGGAGGCACCUGCACUGCCCUCAACGUCUGCUCCUGAACUAACCACUGACUCAACCUUACUCUCCAGCAGACCUGAUAGGACUUCUGAUGACUUUACAUCCAUACCAAGCUCCACUCCUCUAGAAGGCACAGAGGAAACAUUCACUUUUGUUACAGCUGAAGAUCUUCCUGAGAAAAGUGUGGAGGAAGAGUUCACUAUACUUAACAAGGAAGAUAUUCCUCCUCUUCAACUGGGAAUCUCAUCUGAUGAGAAAGAAGGAUCUGAAAAAUCCUAUCCUGAGGAUUUCACCAGUUCUGAUGAAGAUGACAGCUCUGCUGAAAAACGUUUGGCAAGUGAGGAAGAAAAGAAAAAACUUGCAAAACAACAGGAAUUAGACCAAGACAAAAUUCCUCAAAAGGAAGAAGACAUCGGUGAGAGAAUACCACUCAAAGAGAAAUCAGAGGAGUCUUCAACUUCAGAGGAAUCUGAAGAAGAAGACUUUGUGAAACCUUCAAUGCCAGAUGUAGUUCCUAAAGUCUCUGAUGAAAAAGAACUUAAAGGUGUUCCAAUAACUGAUGCUGACAAAGUGCCAAAAGAAUCUCCACAAAAGGAAAUUGAAUUCCCUGAAAAAGAAAAGCAACUUACAGAGGAAGAAAUUAUCCUCCCUUCAGAGGACAAACCAGAAUUUGCAGAUAAAACAACAUCAGAAAAAGAUGUAAUUCCACAAAGAGAUGAAGCUGAAAAAGACAAAUUUGAAAGCCUCAUUGAGGAAGAAAAAGAACAAAGACAAACAUCUAUGGUAGACAAGGUGAGCCUGUGGGAUGAGGAAAGUGAGGAUGAGGAAAGAAAACUGAUGAGAAAGUUCUCUCCUCUAGAAAAAUCAGUGGAUGAACAACAAGAGAGUGAGGUCAUUGUGGAAUAUGAGGAGGACCUUGCUAAACCUGAUUUCAAACAACAGAUUUCCCUUGAGGAAAGACAACCACCAGAAACUAAGAAAGAUCUAAAAGACAGUGAAAAACAGACAAAGAAGGAUCUUGUUGACUUUUCCUUUGACAAGCUAUUGCAGUCACCCACUGAGAUGCCAGAAGAAGAAAGAGAAAUUCAGGAAGAAAUGGAACAGCCAGUGUUGUACCAGAAAGACAAUUUUGGUCCAGACUUUGAAGUUCAACCUAAGGACAUUUUCCAUGCUGAACGGAGAUAUGAUCAGUUUGAAGGUUUGUCUGAUAAAGAAGAAGAGUUUGAGGAGGCCAGCAUUGAGGAGGAAGAAAUCUUGGAGGAGGAGGAUGCCCAUGAUGAAUUCUUUGGUAGGGAAUACAUACUAGAAAAUAUUCCCGAGGAGGAGUCGUUUGAGGCUUCAGAGACUGAGGGGUAUGGAGUAGAGGACCAGCAACUGAGUCCAGAGGAGUCAGUAAGAAAACCCAGCAAAGAUAAAACUUCAGAGGAUGUUGAGGCAGAUUUGACCUUGACAGAGGGUGACCUUGAGAAGCCAUCCUUCCUGCGAGAACUCUCAGACCAGGAAGUAACUGAGGAUGACACAGUGACUUUUAUUGUACAAGUCAGCGGCACUCCUUUCCCAGAAAUCACUUGGUACAAGGAUGCUGUUGAAAUUGUACCUGAUGACCAUUUCAUCACUGAAGUUAGAGGAAACUUUGCCUCACUCAUCAUCAAAGAUGUUGUCAUCGAUGAUGAUGCAGAGUAUGUAGUAAAAGCCAGCAACAAGGCAGGCACAGCGACCAGUAAAGGAGAACUCUUUGUUAAUCCCUCUGGUGAGGCUCCAUCCAUCAUCUCAAGAAUUGAGGACAUUGAGAUAGAACCAAGUGCUCCAAUUGUCCUUGAAUGCCAGGUCAGAGGUCAUCCCAAACCAAAGGUCACCUGGUUGAAAGACGGAGAAGAAAUCUCAGGACCUCGCUACAGGUUAAAGUUUUUUGUGUACACUGCCAGACUCUCCUGUGAAAUUAUUGGUAAGCCAACACCUGAGGUUGUAUGGCUAGCCAAUCAGACCGUGAUUGAAGAAAGCCCCAAAUACCACAUGAGCUAUGAUGGUACCACUGCCAUAUUGGAAAUACAAGACACAGGAUUUAAUGACGCUGAAGUGACAUACACGUGCAGAGCUCAGAACCUUGCUGGAGAAUGUGAAACCACUGCUCAUGUUGAACUUCAAGCACCCCCAGCUAUCAUCAGUUUCCCAGAGAAGAUCAGCAUCUUAGAGGGGGAGGAGGUGUGCAUCACCUGUAAGGUAGAGGGGGUGCCACGCCCCACCCUCUCCUGGACAGUCGAGGACAAGGAACUGGUACCCGACCAGCACCACCUAGUGGAGGUCCUCAAGGACACCGUGGUCCUCAGAAUCCCACAAUGCACUGCUGAUGAUGAGGCUGUUUAUGUCCUAAAGGUUGAGAAUCCAGCAGGCACUGACACUGUGGCCAUACCUGUAAAAGUUGAGGGAACAGAGAAAGUUGUCAAAACAGAAGACACCGCUGUUAUCUCUCCAGAAGGAAAAGCUCCAGAAUUUGUGCUGCGUAUCAAGACAGAGAAGGUAGAGGAGGGUGAUCUUGCUGACUUCACAUGUGAGGUGGUGGGAACACCUAAACCCCAGCUUAACUGGAUCUACAAUGGCCGCACACUGGUGGAUGAUGGGAAAUAUGUCAUCUUUGAGGAUGAGGGUGUCAACCAUUUACAGAUUUAUGACAUCAAACCCGAGGAUGCAGGGGAGUACACAGUACAGGCUGAGAAUGCCCAAGGCAAAGUCAGCUGUACUGCUGAUCUACAGGUGGAAGCUCUGCCUGUCCAUGAAGAAGUGACAGAAUUGGAAGCUCCUAAAUUUGUGGUUGAGAUUCAGACCUUAGAAGCUAGUAUCCAUGACAAAGCCAAAUUCACCUGUAAAGCUACAGGCAAACCCACCCCAGAAAUCCUCUGGUAUAAAAAUGACAAAGAAAUCUCGAGAACUGACAACAGGUUCACGAUUCAGUUUGAAGACAAAGGAGAGUCCUCACUACUGAUAGUGGAUGUCCUCCCUGAACAUGAUGGAACAUACACUGCUGAGGCUAAAAACCCUGCAGGCACCGCCAGAUGUAAAGCCGAGCUCUUCGUGGAAGAACCCAAAGAAGACAAACCAUCCAUUCCUGAAUUUAUCAAAGUUCCAGAACAGGUUGUUGCUAGGGAGCGUGACCUUGCACAAUUCAUUGUCAAGGUCAUUGGAACACCUAAACCCACAGUCGAGUGGAAGAAGGAUAACAUGGUGCUAAAAGACCUUGAACUUUACCACUUUGAGAAAUAUGAAGACACCUACUGUUUUGAGAUUAAGACUGUGGAGACAGAAGAUGCUGGAGUGUAUACCUGUGUGGCCAGAAACUCAGAGGGGCAGGCCACCUGUGACAUCCCACUCAUUGUUAAUGAGAUCAGAAGAGACCAGAGACUCUCCGAGUCUCCACUGGUCCUCCGGCAUCAGGACUCGUCACAAGCUCCCGAGUUCACAGAAAUGUUCGAUGGUUGUACUGUUAUGGAAGACAAGCCGCUGUCUCUGAUGGCCAAAGUGACCGGUACCCCUCGACCAGAGGUCACCUGGUACCGCAAUAAUAAGGAACUAGUGACCACACCCAAUGUCAAGGUCUCCUACGAGGACGACACAUGCUCUCUGAAGAUCAAGAAAAUGACCAUGGAUUUGGAGGGAGAAUACAAAUGUGUGGCCAGAAAUCCCGCUGGUACCUCGGACAUCGCUGCCAAGGUCAUUGUGGAAGAUGAAUACACGUGGUUCAGUUAUUUCACCUCUGAUAAAAAACCAUUUUGGUAUAUUUCACCUGUUUACUGCAAAGCAGAGGCCCCUAUAUUCUCUCGCAAACUCAAUAACAGAGAAUGCAAAGAAGGACGACCAAUCAAAUUUGAGUGUGCUGCUAAAGGCAUUCCUCAGCCUGAUGUCAUAUGGUACUUGAAUGACCAGCCUAUUGAGGCAGGCCUGCGCUUCCAUACUGAUGUCCGUAGAAGUUACGUUGAUGUUGUGUACAGUCUAACCAUCGACAACACUGAGGUGGAAGAUUCUGGAGAGGUCAAGGCCUUCGCUCAUAACAAAGCCGGGGAAGCAGUUACCAUUGCUAAACUCAUUGUGGAAGAGAAAAAAGAGGCCCCUAAAUUCAUUAGAAAACUGGAGAAUGUGGACGUUGUGGAGAAGGAUUCUGCUGUAUUAGAAGUGGAGGUCUCAGGAAAACCCAAACCACAUGUCACAUGGAAAAGAGGUGAUAAGGAACUCAAAGAAAGUGAACAAAUUAAAUUUGAGGUAGAGGACAAGGUGUACCGAAUGAUUUUGUCCUCUGUGACCCCGUCUGAUGCUGCCCUCUAUACAGUCAAGGCACAUAACACUGCUGGAUCUGUCUCAUGCAGUGGAAGAGUCAAAAUUCAACCUGCGAGACGCCCAUCCAUUCAGCCCAGGAAGAUGUCAAACACCCUGGUACCUGAAGAGGGACAAGUCACAUUUGAGUGUAAAGUGGAGGGUCUACCUCUUCCACAAGUCAAAUGGUAUGUCAAUGACAAAGAGAUUGAAGAGGGAGAAGAUAUUCACAUGACUUUCAAUCGUCGUGACAGUACCUACUCUCUGGUCAUCGACAAAGCCUCACCUGAACUGCAGGGAACCCUUAAAGCUGUCGCUGUCAGUAACGUAGGAGAGGAUCUCGUUACUGCUGAACUAGAGGUCCGUGGUCAAGCACCUGUUUUUACUGCUGUACCAAUUAAAUGCACCAUCUUGGAAGGAAACACUGCCAUAUUCCGUUGCAAAAUCAAAGGAGAACCAACUCCAGAAAUCCAAUGGUCCAAAGGAAAAUGGAACAAGCUCAAAGAUGGAGGUCGCUACAAGAUCUUCCAGGAUGAGACAACUGGCGAACAUGUACUGGAGAUAGCUGACAUCAAGAGAAAGGAUGCUGGUACCUAUCUGGUGAAGGCAACCAAUGAACAUGGCAGCUCUGAUGCCCCUGCCACACUGAUUGUGACAGACAAUCCAAAGGAGGCAGAGGACUGGCUGGCUAGACUUAAACACAGGGAAAUUGAAAAGAAGGAAAUCCCUGAAGAAGAACUCAUUCUUCCCUCUCUGAAACAUGUGGAACAAGAAGAAAAACCAGAGGAGAAAAAGAAAUACAAACCAGAUGUCAAAGAAAUCGCAGAACCAUCUGAGUUUGAGAUUGUGUUCAAGAGAAGACAAUCACAGAUGCUAGAGAGAGUCUCAGAGGAGGUUCAAGAACUGGCCAAGAGAGAAAGACCUGAGAAGGAGGAGGUACCCACCAAAAAAGAGGAAACUCCAGAAAAGGCUGGACCAGAUGAGGUGGACACAGGAUCCUACCAGAGGGCAGCACGUGAGGCCCAGCUGGAGGAGGCUGAGGAGACCAUGCUGACCAUCCCCAAGGCUCAGUGGAAGGUCCUCAGGCCACUCAAGGAUCUAACCGUCACAGAGACAGAGGAGGCCGUGUUUGAGUGUGAAUUUAAUGUGCCAAAGGUCAAGGUCACUUGGAAGAUCAAUGGUGAAGAAAUUGAACAGUCUCCCAAACACAUCAUCAAAUCUGAGGGCACUGUCCAUAAGCUGAUUAUUACUAAGUGUAGAAUGCCUGAUCAAGGAACCAUCUCUUGUUCUUAUGCUAAAUUGGAAACAACUGCCAAAUUAACUGUCACAGAACUAGUCAAAGAAUUCACCAUGAAGCUGGAGGACACAAUGGCAGAGAAAGACAGUGAUGUGACUUUCACCUGUAAGGUCAGUGAUGAGGACAUGGAUGUAAACUGGUUGAUAGACAGUCAGAAUCUGCCAGAGUCAGACAAAUACUCUGUGAUAUCAGAAGAUGUGACCCACACUCUCACCAUCAAAGACAUCCAGCCAGAGGAUUCGUGUGAUGUCACAGCUACGUACGGAGACCAGUCCACCACUGCCAGACUCUCUGUUGCUGAUGUCAAAGCUGAUUUUGUCCUCCCUCUCAAAGAUCAGAAAGCCAAGGAGAACACCUCUGUAGAGUUUGACUGUACAUUGACAAUCUCCACUGACGAUGUCCACUGGUUCCUCAAUGAUGUAGAGCUCCAUCCUGUCGAAAAUGUGGAGAUUAUAAAAGAAGGAACCAAACACAAACUAAUCCUGAAAAAUAUCACCCCACAACAAUCUGGACAAGUCACAGUCAAAGUAGGAGAGAAGACCUCCACUGCUUCUCUUAUUGUUGAAGAAGUACCUGUAGAAUUCACAGUCAACUUAUCAGAACAGCAUGUAGAAGAACACUCUGAAUGUCAUCUGACCUGUGAACUCAAUAAAGAGGAUGUACCUGUCACAUGGUACAAAGAUACCAGUAAAAUUACACCCAGUGACAAAUACCGCACGGAGGAUGUGGGAACCAGUCAUACGCUGGUUAUCAGUGACGUCAAGAAAGACGACGUAGCGGAAUACACUGUGGCUGCAGGUGACUUACGAAGCUCCGCCAAACUACAUGUUGAUGACAAGCCACUAGAAAUCACUGUGCCUCUGCAAGAAGCCACAUGCUCAGAAGGUGAAACUGUGACCUUCACCUGUGAGGUCAGUCAGGAUGGGGUCAAGGCCACGUGGAUGAAGGAUGGUAAAGAAUUGGUUCCAUCAAAAGAUGUCAUCAUUGAAGAUGUUGGAAAAGUUCACAAACUGACCUUGAAAAAUGCCACACUGGAUGACAGGGCUGAAUACACUGUGUGUGCCAAGGACAGAAAGAGCACAGCACCACUCUUUGUGGAAGAAUCACCACUGGAGUGGGUGGUACCACUCAGAGAACGCUAUGACGUAGCUGAAAGUGACUGUGUGUCCAUGAUCUGUGAAGUCAACAAACCCGGAGUACCUGCCAUGUGGCUGAAGGAUGGAGAACAAAUCACCGUGGCUGACGGAUACGAGAUCAUCAUGGACGGCUGCCGCCACAUCCUGCGCAUUCCUUCCUGUGAGUUGGAGGAUGAUGCUGAAUAUACAGUAAUGGUGGGAGAUCUAGAGUCUGUCACCAACCUUUAUGUGGAAGAAGUGGUGGUUGAGUUCACUCACAAGCUUACUGAUGCUACGUUCAAUGAGGGUGAGAUGUUUGAGCUGAGCUGUGAGAUCAGUAAACCGGACGUCCCAGUGACCUGGAUGAAGAAUCGUCAGCCCCUAACUCCCAGUGACAGGAUCCGAAUCCUGUGUGAACGUUACAGACAUGUACUCCAGAUCAUGGAGGCUAUACCAGAGGAUGAGGGCGAAUACACUCUGAUGUUGCCCAACAACACUGAAACAUCGGCCAUCAUCAAAGUCAAAGAAAAACCAGCCAAAUUCACCAAACCUCUGGAAGAGACAAAGGCCAAGGAGGGUGACAAUGUGACCUUGACCUGUGAACUUGACAAACAGGAUGUUUUCUGCACAUGGCUCAAGGAUGGAAAAGAACUUCAACCAAGUGACCAUGUCCAAAUUUCUGCUGAUGGAUACACCCAGCAGCUUGUACUGACCGAUGUCACAAUUAAAGAUGCUGCUAAGUACACUUGUGUGUGUGGUGAUGUCUCAUCUGAGGCAACACUUCAAGUCAUAGAAACCCCAGAGAUCCCAGUAACAGAUUUACCAGAAACAGAAACCCCAAUAACUGUGACCCCUCAAGAGGCCCCUGAAACUGAGGCCAAAGAAGAGGCUUCAAUAACAGAGGUCACAAUCGCAGAAGCUACUGAAACUGAGGAGCCAAAAAUACAGAUUCCAUUCAAAGUGACUCCUGAAAAGGAGGUUUUAGCAACAGAUGAAUUACCAGAAACUGAAUUUAAAGAAAUGAAAAUAUCAGUAUCUCUGCCCUCUGAAACAGAGGUUGCAGCAACAGAGACUGAAGAGCCAGAAAUAGAAACCCCAGUCAGAAUGACUCCUGAAACAGAAGUUACAGUGAAAGAGGAGGUCCUUGAAAUUGAAAUACCAAAAUUGGAAACCCCAGAAUCUGUGCCAUCUGGAAAAGAAGUUGCAGCUGAAGAGACAGAAAUGCCAGAAAUAGAAACCCCAGUAACUGUGACUCCUGAAACAGAAGUUACAGUUAAGGAAGAGGUCAUUGAAACUGAAGUGCCAGAAUUGGAAACCCCAGAAACUGUUCCUUCUGAAAAAGAAGAAGUUGAAGCUGAAGAGACAGAAGUGCCAGAGGUUGAAACCCCAGUCAAAGUGACUCCUGAAACAGAAGUUACAGUGAAAGAGGAGGUCCUUGAAACUGAAGUGCCAGAAUUGGAAACCCCAGAAACUGUGCCAUCUGAAAAAGAAGUUGCAGCAGCAGAAACAGAAGUGCCAGAAAUAGAAAUCCCAGUAACUGUGACUCCUGAAACAGAAGUUUCAGUUAAGGAAGAGGUCCUUGAAACUGAAGUGACAGAAUUGGAAACCCCAAAAACUGUACCAACUGAAAAAGAAGUUGCAGCAGCAGAAACAGAAGUGCCAGAAAUGGAAACCCCAGUUACUGUGACUCCUGAAACAGAAGUUACAGUGAAAGAGGAGGUCCUUGAAACUGAAGUGCCAGAAUUGGAAACCCCAGAAACUGUACCAACUGAAAAAGAAGUUGCAGCAGCAGAAACAGAAGUGCCAGAAAUGGAAACCCCAGUUACUGUGACUCCUGAAACAGAAGCUACAGUGAAAGAGGAGGUCCUUGAAACUGAAGUACCAAAAUUGGAAACCCCAGAAACAGUUCCUUCUGAAAAAGAAGUUGAAGCUGCUGAGACUGAAGUGCCAGAGGUGGAAACCCCAGUCAAAGUGACUCCUGAAACAGGAGUUACAGUGAAAGAGGAGGUCCUUGAAACUGAAGUGCCAGAAUUGGAAACCCCAGAAACUGUGCCAUCUGAAAAAGAAGUUGCUGCAGCAGAAACAGAAGUGCCAGAAAUGGAAACCCCAGUUACUGUGACUCCUGAAAUAGAAGUUACAGUGAAAGAGGAGGUCCUUGAAACUGAAGUUCCAGAAUUGGAAACCCCAGAAACUGUACCAACUGAAACAGAAGUUGCAGCAGCAGAAACAGAAGUGCCAGAAAUGGAAACCCCAGUUACUGUGACUCCUGAAACAGAAGUUACAGUGAAAGAGGAGGCCCUUGAAACUGAAGUACCAAAAUUGGAAACCCCAGAAACAGUUCCUUCUGAAAAAGAAGUUGAAGCUGCUGAGACUGAAGUGCCAGAGGUUGAAACCCCAGUCAAAGUGACUCCUGAAACAGAAGUUACAGUGAAAGAGGAGGUCCUUGAAACUGAAGUUCCAGAAUUGGAAACCCCAGAAACUGUGCCAUCUGAAAAAGAAGUUGCAGCAGCAGAAACAGAAGUGCCAGAAAUGGAAACCCCAGUUACUGUGACUCCUGAAAUAGAAGUUACAGUGAAAGAGGAGGUACUUGAAACUGAAGUGCAAGAAUUGGAAACCCCAGAAACUGUACCAACUGAAAAAGUUGCAGCAGCAGAAACAGAAGUACCAGAAAUGGAAACCCCUGUCAAAGUUACUCCUGAAACAGAAGUUAUAGUGAAGGAGGAUGCCCUUGAAACUGAAGUGCCAAAAUUGGAAACCCCAGAAACUGUGCCAUCUGAAACAGAAGUUUCAGCUGCUGAGACAGAAGUGCCAGAGGUUGAAACCCCAGUCAAAGUGAUUUCUGAAACAGAAGUUACAGUGAAGGAGGAGGCCCUUGAAAUUGAAGUUCCAGAAUUGGAAACCCCAGAAACAGUUCCUUCUGAAAAAGAAGUUGCAGCAGCAGAAACAGAAGUGCCAGAAAUGGAAACCCCAGUUACUGUGACUCCUGAAACAGAAGUUACAGUGAAGGAGGAGGCCCUUGAAAUUGAAGUUCCAGAAUUGGAAACCCCAGAAACAGUUCCUUCUGAAACAGAAGUUGCAGCAGCAGAGACAGAAGUGCCAGAAGUUGAAACCUCUCUCACAGUAACCAUUGAACCAGAAGUAACAGGGCAAGAAGAAGCCAUAGAAACAGAAGUCCUCUUAAAAGAAACACCUAAAGCUCCAUUAACAGAGGACAAAGAGACAGAAGAAAUAGAAACCAGAGAAGAAACCCCAGUUUCUGAAAUAUUAGUAUCAGAGGCAUUAGAUUCUGAUAUCACUCUCACACAGGUCUCAGAAACACCUGAGACUGAGGGACCUGUAGUGGAGGAAACAGUAGUAGAGGAAACAGAAACAGAGAAAGAAGAGGCUGCAGAUUUUGAAAUAAUACAUGAAAUAGCCCCUGUCUCGGAGGAAUCACAAUUGACAGAAACUCAGGAGGGUCCUAUAGAAAUUCCAGAAACAGAAACUCCAGCAAGGGAGAUUACUGAAGAGGAAGUAUUGCUGGUGGAAACACCAGGGGUUCCAAUAACUGAGGUCCCAGAAACUGAAGUCACAGUUGUUGAGGUUGCAGAAACAGAGGACCAAGAAAAAGAGACACAUGUAACAGAAAUUCUUGAAGUUCCAGCAACUGAAGAAGGAGAAACAAGUGCCCAUGACGUUGUAACCAUCGUUACAGAAGCCCCAGAGGCCCAAGUGACUGAAGUCACAGAAUCAGAGGUGGCAGAUGUAGUUUUGAAGAUGACAGAGUCUCCAGAACUGGAAACCCCAGUUACGGAGGCUUUAACAAUUGAAACCACAAUCCCAGAAGUUGAAACUCAUGCAACCUUCACAAUGCCCCUCACUGAUCUCUCUGCCAAAGAGAAUGAUAGUGUAACCUUAACCUGUGAACUUUCCAAACCAAAUAUUCCAUGCAAGUGGUUUAAAGAGGGAUCUGAAAUCCAACCAUCUGAUCAUAUAAAAAUUUAUCAAGAUGGCUAUUCACAACAGCUUGUACUAACUGAUGUGACUGUGGAUGACACAGCUAAAUAUUGUUGUGUAUGUGAUGAUAUGUCUACUGAGGCCAUGCUACAAGUAGAGGAAGCACCUUCUACCUUUACCAAACCCCUCUCUGACCUCACUGCCAAAGAAAAUGAUACUGUUACCUUGACCUGUGAACUCUCCAAACCAAAUAUCCCAUGCAAAUGGUUCAAGAAUGGCACUGAAAUCAAACCUACUGACCAUGCACAGAUUUCCUAUGAUGGGUACACUCAACAACUCACAUUAACCAAUGUCACUGUUGAUGACACAGCCAAAUAUUCUUGUAUGUGUGGUGGUGUGUCAACCGAAGCCACACUUCAAGUGGAGGAAUCCUUGAAAUUCAUUAGAGAACUGACAGAAAAGCAUGUCGUUGAAGAGCAGACGGUGACCUUAGAAUGCGAGGUCAACCAAUCUGGCCUGACAGCAACAUGGCUGAAGGACAAACAGCCUGUUGUCCUGAGGAACUCAGACUCGAUCAGAGUUAAAGAUGGUGUACACAGUCUCGUGAUCAGCUCAGCCGAGAUUGAUGAUGAGGCCGAGUACUCAGUACAGAUAGGAGAGAUCGCAAGCUCUGCUCCGCUAUUUGUAGAAGAGGCUCCGAUAGAAUUCAUCAAACCACUGAAGGAUGUUCAGGUCAUGGAGAAGACCAAGGUCGUCUUGGAGUGUGAGGUCAACAAACCCAAUCUGAUUGCCACUUGGUUUGUGGAUGGAGAGGAAAUCAAAUCAUCAGACCGUGUGGAGUUUGUGGUGUACGACACUGUACACCAGCUCAUCAUCGAGUCGACCAAACUAACUGACGAGGGAAAAUACACUAUAGAUGUGGAGGGCCAGAAAUCCUCUGCUACUCUGCUGGUAGAUGAGUCCCCAGUUGAACUGGUUGCACGUUUGCAUGACAUUUGUGUCCCAGCAAAAAGCACAGCCGUAUUUGAGUGUGAAGUAUCACUGCCUGGUGUCAAACCUCAGUGGUACAAAGAUGAGGAACCAAUCACAAUCAGCGAUGGUUAUGACAUCAGAUCAGAUGGGACCCACCACUAUUUGUACCUAGAGAAAGUGGGACCUGAUGAUGUUGGGGACUACUCAGUCCAGUUUGAUGAUGUGGAGUGCACUGCCACUCUACAAAUUGAAGAACCUCCUUUGAAAAUCACUAAACCACUAGAGAAGAAAGAAGUUCCUGAGAAAGAACCACUGACCUUGACCUGUGAGGUCUCCAAACCAGGGGUCAUGGGUAAAUGGUUCAAGGACAACAAAGAAGUCAUUCCCUCAGAACACAUCAAGAUCAUUGAUGAUGAAAAUGUUCACAAACUUGAAAUUGCAGAUGCAACCUUAGCAGACAGUGGUAGCUACAAAUGUAAACUGGAGGACAAAGAAACCACCUGCAGAGUUACUGUUAAAGAAAAACCAUUGGAAUUCACUAAACCCCUGAAGGACAUUGAAAUUGCAGAAGGUCAGGACAUUGAACUCGAGUGUGUAGUGUCCAAAGAAGGCCUCAAGGCAACAUGGCUGAAGAAUAACAAACCGCUGCCAGUGGACAACAGAAUUAAGGUCACUGCAGACAAGGACACACACAAACUGACCAUCAAAUCAGCACUGGUAGAAGACAAGGCUGAAUACACCAUUAAGGUUGCAGACAAAACAUCAACAGCUAAAGUCUUUGUAGAAGAAGAAGUAGUUGAGUUUGUUCGUAAAUUGGCUGAUGUUGAGGUCAAAGAAAUUCCCUCUACUGUUACCUUCGAAUGUGAGCUCUCCAAACCAGACAUUGUAGCCAAGUGGUUCAGGGACGGAAAACCACUGGGAGAGAGUGACAAGUACCAGAUGAUAGUGGAUGGAACCAUUCACAGACUCAUUGUCACUGAUGUUGAUGGAGAGGAUGAAGGUGACUACAGUAUUGUGGCCCGAGGGAAGAAGUCCGAGGGAGAACUCAUUGUAGAAGUACCUCCACAACUUUUCUUGGACAAAAAAUUCGAGGAGGAGGUUGUUCUGAAGGCUGGCCAAUCUACUGCUUUCGAGAUUCCAUUCAAGGGUAACCCUCAGCCCAAGGUGACCUGGACCUACAACAAUGAGCCUGUGCCACAGGACAAGAGAAUUGAGAGUGAGACCAUCUACAACAUGACUACACUGAGACUCGCCAAGGUCAAAAGACCAGACACCGGGAAUUACACCCUGACUCUGGAGAACAGUGCUGGAAAAGUCUCCAUCACCAUUAAACUGACUGUACUGGACAAACCCAGUGCACCACAAGAGCUGACAGCCUCAGAAGUGACAGCAGAAUCUAUCACUCUGACCUGGCAGUCCCCAGCUGACAAUGGAGGCAGUGACAUCCAGGAGUAUAUUGUAGAAAAGAAAGAGUUCAACCGCCGAACAUGGCAACAAGUAGGCACCACUAAAGACCUGACAUUCACCAUUCUCAAACUCUUAGAGGGCAAUCAGUACUUCUUCAAGGUUGCUGCUAAAAAUGACAUCGGCAUUGGAGAAGCUGCUGAACUGAAAGAGGCCAUCACAGCCAAGAAUCCAUUUGUUGUGCCAGAUGCCCCUGAUGCUCCAGUUGUUACAGACGUCACUGCUGAAUCAGCAACUGUCACCUGGCAACCACCAGCCAAUGACGGAGGAUCUCCUGUGGUCGGGUACCGCCUGGAGAGGAUGUCAGGUUACAGUGGACGAUGGGUGGCUGUCGCUAGGGAGCUCAUCCCAGAGACCACCCUCACUCUCACUGACCUCGUGGAGAACAACACUUACGAAUUUAGAGUUAUUGCUGAAAAUAAGGCUGGUCCAAGCAAGCCAAGCAAGCCAUCAGAAACUAUCAAAGCACUUAACCCAUGGACCAAACCAAGUGCACCAGGGACUCCAGAAAUUAUCAAAACAGACCAAACCUCAGUUGACCUCAAAUGGACUCCUCCCACAGAAGAUGGAGGGGCACCCAUCACUAACUAUGUCAUGGAGUACCGCCUCGCUGGUGGUGUACACUGGAAGAAAGCCAACACCCAGGCUGUCACAGAGACCACAUUUAGUGUGGCCGAUCUGAAGGAAGGAUCUGAGUAUGAAUUCAGAGUGUCUGCUGAAAACAAAGCAGGUGUUGGUCCAGCUUCUGAACCUACCAAAUCUGUCAAAGUGGAGAAACCAUUAGUGGGAACAGCACCUAAGAUUUUGGAGAACUUGAAGGACAGCACCAUCGUAUCACCAGAAGAGGUCACCUUGAAGUGUGAACUGGAACGUGGAGAACCACUGGCUGAAGUCAAAUGGUUCAAGGGACCCAAGGAAAUCAAGAAAACACCAAAAUAUACCAUCAAAAUAGAGGACAAGGUUGCUGCCCUUGUCGUUCAUGAAACAGAGCCUCAAGAUGCUGGUGUGUACCAGUGUCUGGCAAUCAACCCACUGGGAGAGGUCAAGACAGAGGCAACACUGGCAGUCCACACACAACCCAAACUGGAAUAUGAGAACAAACUGAAGGCUAAACAGUUGAUCAAGGUUGGACAAUCUAUUUCCUUACAAGUGAACAUCAGUGGUAUACCCAACCCAACUGUCCAAUGGACACUGAAUGAAGCUGUCAUUGAGAAGUCUCCCAAGAUAAGCAUCGACACAACAGAUGACUUCAGUAUCCUGACCAUAAAGAAUGCUACUCUGGAUGACACAGGCAUUUACUCCAUCACCGCCGAAAAUGUGGUGGGCAGAGCUCAGGCAGAAUUUGAUGUAGCCAUCAAAGACAAACCUGGAAAACCCAACAAUCUCCAGGCACCCAAGAUCAUGAAGGACUCUGUUGUAUUGUCGUGGCAACCCCCUACAAACACAGGUGGCUCUGACAUCACUGGGUAUGUCAUUGAGAAGCGUGAUGCCAAACGUAACACCUGGGCUCCCGUGGAAACUGUAGACAGUGAAACCACAACCUACGCUGUAAAGAAACUGAUUGAGGGCAAUGAAUACUACUUCAGGGUGUCUGCUAAGAAUGACAUGGGCACUGGAGAGGCAGCUGAGAUAGACAGAGGAACAGUUGCCAAGAGUCCAUUCGAUGUACCUGGACCUCCAAAGAAUCUACAAGUCACAGAGGUGACUAAGUCCAGCAUCACUCUGACCUGGGAGGUGCCAGAACAGGACGGUGGUUCACCAGUCACUGGAUACAUAGUGGAGCGCCGCCAGACCACCUCCACCAGGUGGACCAAGGCCCAUAAACAACCCCUGACUGAGACGGUCUUCACAGCCUCAGAUCUGAUAGAGCUGGCAGAGUACGACUUCAGAGUGUCUGCUGAGAAUGCUGCAGGAACUGGUAAACCUUGUGAACCAGUGGGACCAAUUCUUACCAAGAGCCCAUAUGAUGUGCCAGAUGCCCCUGGUAAACCCGAGAUAACUGAAGUCACUAAAGAUACCGCCACACUGACUUGGACACCACCAGUCAAAGAUGGCGGAAGUCCUGUGUUUAACUACGUCAUAGAAUACAAACCCACCAGAGCCUCUAAAUGGAUCUCAGCCUCUUACAACAUUACAGUGGCUAACACCAACUUCACUGUGAAGGAUCUUACAGAGGGAAUGGAGUAUGAAUUCAGGAUCCUAGCAGAGAACAAGGCAGGACUAAGUAAACCUUCCUCUCCCACUAGUGCAGUCAUCAAAGAGCCAGUCAGUGGCGAGGCCCCAUCUGUGUUGGAGGGACUGCCUGAUGUCAGCGUACUGCUGGGAGAAGAUGCCACCCUGGAAUGUCAGAUCAGUGGCAAACCUGAACCCUCUGUUACCUGGAGCAAAGAAAGCCGUACACUUGAAGCAAGUAAGAAGUAUGAGAUGAGCCAAGAUGAAGUCUCAGUCUCACUAACCAUCCGAGACGUCUCCGAGAAGGAUUCAGGCAGCUACACACUGGAGGCUUCUAAUGAUUUAGGUUCUGUUUCUACCUCAGGGCAACUGGAUGUACAAGCCAAACCUGAACUUGAAUUUGACAACAAAUUCCGAGAUGUGAUAACACUGAACAGUGGAACGUCACUGAGGAUUCCAGUCACCUACAAGGGUCUCCCCAAACCCACCAUUGUCUGGGGCAAAGACGAGAAAACACUGAAAUCAGGAGGCAGUGUUACCAUAGAUACUAAAGACACCAUAACAACACUACAGGUCAAAAAGGUCACACGAGCAGACGAUGGCCUCUACUUCGUCACAGCUGAAAAUGAAGCUGGAAAGUGCAAAGCAUCAUUUGAUGUUGAAGUGAUCGAUGUGCCUGACCAACCAGAAGGCCCAAUAAAAAUCAAUGACAUAAAUCGUGACCGCAUCACCCUUUCUUGGGCCCCACCCAAAGAUGAUGGUGGAAGCAAAAUCAAAUCCUACAUUGUGGAGAGGAGAGAACAGGGCAGAUCUAUGUGGAGCAAGGUGGACACAGUGGAUGCAUCUAAAACAUCCACAGUGGCUAGUGGACUAACUCAAGGAAAAGAAUAUUUCUUCCGCAUCUUCGCUGAAAAUGACAUUGGAAUUUCCAAACCUCUCGAAUCAAAACAAGCCGUGAUACCAAAGAGUCCAUUUGAAAAACCAGCCAGUCCAAGUGGUCCCUUGGCAGUCAAGGAUAUCACAGCUGACUCUGUGACCUUGACCUGGCAACCCCCGACCUCAGAUGGAGGCUCUGCUAUCACAGGAUACCUUGUGGAAAAAUAUGACAACCGUAGAAUGUCAUGGGUCAAGGUCGCUGAUAUUGAUGAAAAGUCCACAUUCUACGUAGUACCAAAACUGAUAGAAGGACAGAAAUAUCAGUUCAGGGUGUCAGCUGUCAAUGCUGAAGGUCAAGGACAGCCCCUGGCAACAGAGGGAGAUGUUGUACCAAGAAAACCACCAUCUGCACCAGAAAAACCAUCUGGACCAAUCAAAUUCUCUCAAAUUUUGGGUGAUUCUGUGACCUUGAACUGGUCCCCACCCAAGAAAGAUGGAGGAUCGACUGUCCAGUCUUAUAACCUGGAACUGUCUGAGGACAAUGGAAAGACCUGGAAACAGGUGGAAAACAUUGGUACCACAGAAUACACAGUCACUGAUCUGAAACCUGGUGACAAGUACAAAUUCAGAGUGGCUGCUGUCAAUGAACUCGGUAGGGGAGAACCUCUGGUGUCUGAUGCUGUGGUCCCUCAGAGACCCACAGAAGCCCCAUCACAACCCUCACAACUGAAACCCAAGAACAUCAGGAAGGAUUCCAUGACCUUGACCUGGCAGCCUCCUAAAGAUGACGGAGGAAGCCCCAUCACAGGAUACGUCAUAGAGAAAAGGGAAAACAAGAAAGGAAAGUGGACUCCAGUCGAAAAGGUGGGCAAAAACGUCACAGAACUGGAUGUGAAGAGACUACAGGAAGGAACAGAAUAUUACUUCAGAGUCAAGGCAGAGAACAAGAAGGGAGUCAGUGAAGCCCUACAGACAGAGACAUCUGUUGUUCCAAAGAGUCCAUUUGACAAGCCAGCUGCCCCUGAAGGCCCCAUCACUGUAUCCAAUGUAAAUGCCACUUCUGCUGAUCUUGAAUGGAAACCUCCAACCUCAGAUGGAGGCUCACCUAUUACCGGCUACAUCGUAGAAUCCAGACCCAGCACCAGAGCCAGCUGGAGUAAGAUGGCUAAUGUUGAUGCAGGGACCACCAGAUAUACUCCCAAAGAUCUCCGUGAGGGAACAGAGUACCUCUUCCGAGUGUCAGCCAUUAAUGAAGAGGGUCAAGGAUCUCCACUGGAGACAAAGGAAACUGUCAAACCAGAGAAAAAGAUUGAUGCCCCAUCCUCACCAAGAGAUUUCAAGGUAGCAAAACUUGGUCCUGACUUUGUGACACUGGAUUGGAAAACACCAUCUUCUGAUGGUGGAUCUAAGGUUACAGGGUAUGUUGUGAAGCAGAAGAGAGGAUCUGAUGGCAUCUGGGAAGACAUAGCUACCCUGAAGGCCUUUGACACUUCCUACAAAGUCCCCAAACUGAAGGAAGAUAAGGAGUAUUUCUUCUCCAUCACAGCUCUAAACAAGAAGGGACCAGGAGAAACAUGUGAACUGGAUACAUCUGUUGUUCCCAAGAAACCUCCAGGUCCUCCAUCAAAACCGAUUGGACCAAUAGAAAUCAGUGACAUUAACAAGACAUCUGCCAAACUGUCCUGGAAACCCCCAUCUUAUGAUGGAGGCUCCCCGCUGACUGGAUACCUGGUAGAGAAGCGUGAAGGUCGUAAACCCUGGGCCAGAGUGGACAAGAUCUCCCCUGACCUGACCACCUUCCAGGUGACUGGACUGACCGAGGGCGCUGACCACUCCUUCAGGAUCACACCCAUUAACAAGCACGGAAAUGGAGAGGCUCUGGAAACAGAAGCCACCAUCAAACCCAAGAGUCUCUUUGACAAACCAGAGAGACCAGCUGGACCAAUUACCUUCUCAGACAUUACCAAGGACUCUGUAACCUUGAACUGGAAACCACCAGCCAAGGAUGGUGGCACCCCAGUGACCAAUUACGUCGUGGAAUACAGGGAUGCCAAGAGAACCACGUGGUCCAAGGCAGGAGAUGUGUCAGCAGACAAAACAUUCUUCGUAGCUGACCGACUUCUCACUGGAAAUGAUUACUACUUCAGGGUCACUGCUGUCAAUGAAGAAGGUCAAGGACAACCUCUGGAAUCCUUGCAGACAGUCCGACCUGAACAAGCUAUCACACCACCGAAGGCACCAAGCAGUUUAACUGUAAAGAAGGUUGACACUAACAGCGCAACUCUAGACUGGAAGCCUCCUCAAGAUGAUGGAGGUUCAAAGGUCACAGGAUACAAGGUCAGAGUGAGAGAAGAAGGCUCAGACAAAUGGAAGGAUCUGGCAACUCUCUCUCCAUAUGACACGGAAUACACAGCCAAAAACCUCAAGACUGGAAAGGAAUAUCACUUUGCUGUUGUUGCUGAGAACAAAGCAGGCCUUGGUGAUGCUGUUGAGGCAGAUUCAUCUGUCAUCCCAAGGAAGAAGCCAGAAAAACCAUCACCACCAGUUGGUCCCAUCAAGUUCUCAGACAUUCAGAAGACAUCAGUGGUUUUAACAUGGCAGCCAAGUAAGAAUGAUGGUGGAUCACCACUGACUGCCUACCACGUGGAAAUGAGGGAUUCUAAAUAUGGAUCCUGGUCUCCAGUCACCAAAGUAACCCCUGACAUAACCAGUUACUGUGUACAGAAGCUCAAGACUGAAAAGGAAUACUACUUUAGAGUCAUUGCAGAGAACAAGGUUGGAAAAUCAGAGCCUCUUACCUCAGAUGGAGUCAUUCCAAAGAGUCCAUACACUGCACCAUCUGCCCCUCAGGGUCCAAUGCAGUUCUCUGAUUUAACGGACAAAUCUGUGACAAUUAGUUGGAAACCACCUAAAUCUGAUGGAGGCCUGGCUCUAACAGAAUACAUCCUAGAGAGAAGAGACACCAAACGCACCACCUGGGCCCCAGUAGACAAGGUCAAACCAGACGUUACAAGCUACACUGUGCAGAACUUAGUGGUCGACAACGAUUACUACUUCAGAGUGAUGGCUGUGAAUGACGAAGGAACUAGCCCACCCUUGGAGGGAGAACCAGUAAGACCACUGAAGGGUGCAGAAGUACCAAGUGAGCCUCGAGGUCCUCUUAAUGUUAAUGAUGUGAAAGGCACCUCAGCAGCCUUGUCAUGGAAACUCUCAGAUAAAGAUGGAGGAUCUCCCAUUACAGAGUACCUCAUUGAAGCUUCCACUGACAAUGACAACUGGACAAAGCUUGGAACAGUUGACAAACUGUCCAACAAAUACAAGGCACAAGAUCUGGAAGAUGGCAAGGACUACAGAUUCAGAGUUUCUGCUGUCAACAAAGUGGGACCAAGUCAACCACUUGUCUCCAAACCAGUAUCUAUUCAGAAACCAGCAGAAGCUCCAAGUAAACCAAUCGGACCAAUAACAGCCUCAGACAUUAACAAGGACUCUGUCACUUUGUCCUGGCAACCACCAGAGAGUGAUGGAGGAUCACCACUAACUGAAUAUGUCAUUGAAAAACGUGACGCCAAGAGAGCCAUGUGGGCACCAGUUGCCAAGGUUCCAGCACGCAAGACAUCUUGUGUGGCAGAAAAGCUACAGGAGGGAUCUGACUAUCUGUUCAGAGUGACAGCUGUGAACAAGAAAGGUCCCAGCAAGCCACUGGAAUUGACCACACCAGUCACAAUCAAAAGUCCUCAUGACAAACCUUCAACACCAGUUGGCCCUCUUGAUUUGACUGAUAUCACUGAAAAGAGUGCUAGCUUGUCCUGGAAACCCUCUGAGAGUGACGGUGGCCUGCCCUUGACAGGGUACCUCCUAGAGGUCAGGGACAAUCGCCGCACUGCCUGGAAAAAAGUUGCUGACCUGAAACCAACACAGACAUCAUACACAGUUCCCGACCUUGACAUUGGCAAUGAGUACUUCUUCAGAGUCUCAGCCAUUAACAAAGAGGGGGCAAGUUCUCCUCUACAGACACAGGAAGCCACAAAGAUCACCAAGGCCAUCUCACCUCCUGGACCACCUGUCUCAAUCAAGGUACCUAAAGUUGGUGAGGACUUUGUGGAACUUGACUGGAAGGCCCCAUCAAGAGAUGGUGGCUCUAAGGUGAAGGCAUACCACAUCUACCAAUCCACCACCCCAGGGGACUGGCAGGAGGUGGCUACCGUCCAGAGCUUUGACACACAUUACUCUGUCUCUAAUCUCAAAGAAGGAGUGGCUUACAACUUUGCCAUUGCAGCUGAAAAUGAAGCUGGUAUUGGAAAGCUGUGUGAAACUGACAAAGCUGUUAAACCAGUUAAACCUAAAGGAAAACCAUCAAUGCCAGAAAAGCCACUUGAAGCCAAGGACAUUCAGAAGACAGAGCUGAACUUGACCUGGAAACCCAGUAAAUCAGAUGGAGGCUCUCCCAUCACAGGCUACCUUGUAGAGAAGAGAGAGAGCUGGAAAUCCUCCUGGACAGAAGUGGAGAAAACUCUACCCAAUGUCUGUGAACUGAGGAUCAAACGUCUGAAGGAGGGACAGGAGUACUUCUUCAGGGUGUGUGCCGAGAACAAAGUAGGACAGUCAGACUUCCUGGAGUUAGCCACUGCAGUCACUCCAAAGAGUCCAUUCUCUGUGCCGUCAUCUCCUGAGGGUCCAAUUCAAGUCAGCGAGAUAACUCAAACAUCUGUCACCAUCUCCUGGAAGGCGUCUCGAGACAACGGUGGUCUGCCAAUUACAUCUUAUGUGAUUGAGCGUCGAGACCUCCGAUUCUCUUCCUGGCUCCGAGUUGACACCGUCAAACCUAGCAUUACCAGCUACUGCAUUCAGAAUCUUCUGGAGGGAAAUGAAUAUGUGUUUAGGGUUUACGCUGAGAAUGAUGAAGGCUCGAGCGAGCCAUUGGUUUUAUCUGAAGCCGUUAUACCACACAGAGAGCCAGCUGCUCCAGAGAAACCAGUAGGUCCUCUGUCUGUGUCAGACCUUGGCUCUGACUCAGUUACACUGGCCUGGCAACCACCAAAAGACGAUGGAGGAAAUCCAAUAACCGGAUACAAAAUCCAGGUCUCUGAAAACAAUUCUGAUUGGUCGGACCUCGACACAGUGGAUAAAUUCAGCAAGAAGUACACUGCUAAGAAACUAAAGGAGGGUAAGGACUACAAGUUUAGAGUGGCUGCCAUCAACAAAGUGGGAACUGGACAACCUUUGGAAUCAGAUGUCAUCACACCAAGGAAAGCUAAAGGCAAACCAUCUAAGCCAACUGGACCAAUUACAGUAACUGAUGUACAGAAAACAUCAGCCACCAUUGAGUGGAAACCUCCACAGAGUGAUGGUGGACUGCCACUCAAGGGAUAUGUGGUAGAAGUAAGAGAUAAGAGGAAGACUACAUGGAAGAAGGUGGACUAUUUAUCACCAGACAUUACCUCACUGUGUAUCCAGAAUCUGAAUGAAAAUGCUGAAUACUUCUUCAGAGUGUUUGCUGAGAACAGCUCUGGUUUUAGUGAACCUCUGGAAAUGGACAAAGCAGUACUAAUCAAGAGUCCAUUUGAUAAACCAAGUGCACCUGAGGGACCCCUCACCAUCGCAAAUGUAACCUUGAACUCUACUGAUCUGUCAUGGAAACCCCCCAAAUCUGAUGGAGGAUCCAAACUCACUGGCUACCUCAUAGAAAUGAAGGAUGUAAGGAAAUCCUUCUGGAGUAAGUGUGGACAAGUGAAAGCAAAUGAGACAAACUUUACAGUGGACAAGCUGCUUGAGAACAAUGAGUAUGUGUUCAGGGUUUCUGCCAUUAAUGAGGAAGGACAGAGCACCCCGCUUACUUCUGACAAGUCUGCCAAGCCAUCAAAGGAAAUCAGUGCUCCAUCCAAACCUGAAAAGGUCAAAGUCAAACAAACUGAGAAGGACUCAGUGACCUUGGAAUGGUCCAAACCCUCAUCAGAUGGUGGAUCUAGAAUCCGCCGUUACAUCAUCUACAAGAGGAUUGAAAUGACAGAAAAAUGGGUCAAGGUGACCACAGUAGAACAGUUCCUGACACAGACGAUCAUAGACAAACUGGAGUAUGAGAAGAACUACUUCUUUGCUGUGUCUGCUGAGAAUGAUAUUGGAGAGGGUGACAAGGGAGAAACUACCCAACCCACAAAACUGGACAAACCUAGUGAUGUACCAUCAGCACCUGAGGGCCCAGUAGAAGUAUCCAACAUCAACAAGACCUCAGCCACAGUGUCAUGGAAACCAAGCAAAUCAGAUGGUGGCUCACCAAUCAAACACUACAUUAUAGAACUGAAAGAUAGCUACAAGUCCUUCACUCAAGUUGGCAAAGUGCCAGCAGACCAACUGAACUUUGAACUUACCAGACUGAAAGAAAAUCAGCAAUAUUAUGUACGCAUUACUGCAGAGAAUGCAGUUGGAAAAUCUAAACCUCUAGAGAUCGAGAAACCAUUUACAGCAACCAGUCAGUUCAAAGCACCAAGUGCUCCUGAAGGACCACUGAACAUUUCCAAUGUCACCUUGAACUCUGCUGAUCUGUCAUGGAAACCCCCCAAAUCUGAUGGUGGAUCCAAACUCACUGGCUACCUCAUAGAAAUGAAGGAUGUCCGUAGAUCAUUCUGGAACAAGUGUCAAGAGGUUAAGCCAAAUGUGACCAAAUUUACUGUGGGCAACUUGAAUCUUGACACAGAAUAUGUCUUCAGAGUAACAGCCAUUAAUGCUGAAGGUCAAAGUUCACCUCUGACCUCAGACAAAUCUGCCAAGCCAACCAAGGAACUUAAUGUUCCAUCUUCACCAGGAAAAGUGAAAGUCACAAAGGUAGAGAAGGACUCAGUCACUCUAGAAUGGACAAAGCCAGACUCUGAUGGUGGAUCUAGAAUCAAGCGUUACAUCAUCUGGAAGAGAGUGGAGAUGACAGACAAAUGGAUGAAGGUCACCACAGUGGAGCAGUUCAAUACCAGAGCUGUCAUUGAGAAGUUGGAAGCUGACAAGAACUUCUUCUUUGCUGUGUCUGCUGAAAAUGAUGUUGGAGAAAGUGAAAAGGCAGAAACAAGCAAACCAACUAAACUAGAGAAACCAACAGGCAAACCAUCUAAGCCAACUGGACCAAUUACUGUCAGCGAUGUACAGAAAACAUCAGCCACCAUUGAGUGGAAACCUCCACAGAGUGAUGGUGGACUGCCACUGAAGGGCUAUGUGGUAGAACUCAAAGAAGCCAGAAAAACCACAUGGAAGAAAGUGGAUAAGUUGACCCCUGACAUAACAUCACUGUGUAUCCAGAAUCUGAAUGAGAAUGCUGAGUAUUACUUCCGAGUGUUUGCUGAGAACAGCUCUGGUUUCAGUGAACCUUUGGAAAUGGAAACCCCCCAGUACAUGAUGAGUCCUUUUGGAAAGCCAAGUGCUCCCGAGGGACCUCUUGACAUUUCAAAUGUGACCUUGAACUCUGCUGAUCUGUCAUGGAAACCUCCCAAAUCUGAUGGUGGAUCCAAACUUACUGGCUACCUCAUUGAAAUGAAAGAAAAGAGCAGAUCAUACUGGAACAAGUGUGGAGAGGUCAAACCAACUGUGACCAAGUUCACAGUGGAUAAACUAAUUCUGGAUAAAGAAUACUUCUUCAGAAUUUCAGCCAUCAAUGAAGAGGGACAAAGUCCACCUCUCACCUCAGACAAAUCUGCUAAACCCACAAAGGAUCUGACUGCUCCAUCCAAACCUGAAAAGGUCAAGGUCACAAAAUCUGAGAAGAACACAGUGACCUUGGAAUGGUCCAAACCCUCAUCAGAUGGUGGAUCUAGAAUCCGACGUUACAUAAUCUACAAAAGGAUCAAAAUGACAGAAAAGUGGGUCAAGGUGACCACAGUAGAACAGUUCCUGACACAGACAAUCAUAGACAAACUGGAGUAUGAGAAGAACUACUUCUUUGCUGUGUCUGCUGAGAAUGAUAUUGGGGAAGGUGACAAGGGAGAAACUACCCAACCCACAAAACUGGACAAACCUAGUGAAGUGCCAUCUGCACCUGAGGGCCCAGUAGAAGUAUCCAACAUCAGCAAGACCUCAGCCACAGUGUCAUGGAAACCAAGUAAAUCAGAUGGAGGCUCACCAAUCAAACACUACAUCAUAGAAUUGAAAGACAGCUACAAGUCCUUCAGUCAAGUUGGCAAAGUGCCAGCAGACCAACUGAACUUUGAACUUACCAGACUAAAAGAAAAUCAAAAGUGUACUGUUCACAUCAUUGCAGAGAAUGCAGUUGGGAAAUCUAAACCUCUGGAGUCAGAAUCAUUCACUCCCACAAGUCAAUUCAAAGCACCAAGUGCACCAGAAGGACCACUGAAAAUUUCUAAUGUCACCUUGAACUCUGCUGAUCUGUCAUGGAAACCCCCCAAAUCUGAUGGUGGAUCCAAACUCACUGGCUACCUCAUAGAAAUGAAGGAUGUCCGUAGAUCAUUCUGGAACAAAUGUCAAGAGGUUAAGCCAAAUGUGACCAAAUUUACUGUGGGCAACCUGAAUCUUGACACAGAAUAUGUCUUCAGAAUAACAGCCAUUAAUGCUGAAGGUCAAAGUUCACCUCUGACCUCAGACAAAUCUGCCAAACCAACCAAAGAACUGACUGCUCCAUCUCCACCAGAGAAGGUUAGAGUUACUGAUAUAGAGAAAGACUCUGUCACCCUGGAGUGGACAAAGCCAGACUCUGAUGGAGGAUCUAGAAUAAAGCGUUACAUCAUCUGGAAGAGAGUGGAGAUGACAGAAAAAUGGAUGAAGGUCACCACAGUGGAGCAGUUCAAUACCAGAGCAGUCAUUGAGAAGUUAGAGAUGGACAAGAACUUCUUCUUUGCUGUUUCUGCAGAAAAUGAUAUCGGAGAAAGUGAGAAGGCAGAAACAAGCAAACCAACUAAACUAGAGAAACCAACUGGACCUCCAUCACAACCAACUGGACCAAUUAUUGUCAGUGAUGUACAAAAAACCUCAGUCAGCAUUGAGUGGAAACCUCCACAGAGUGAUGGUGGACUACCACUUAAAGGUUAUGUGGUAGAGAUUAAAGAUGCUAGAAAAACCACGUGGAGAAAAGUGGAUAAAAUGACUCCUGACAUUACCUCAUUGUGUAUCCAAAAUCUGAAUGAAAAUGCUGAAUACUACUUCAGAGUGUUUGCUGAGAACAGUGCUGGAUUUAGUGAAGCAUUGGAGAUGGACAAAUCUGUUCUUCUGAAGAGUCCAUUCAAUCCACCGAGUGCUCCAGAGGGACCUCUCCAGAUUUCUAAUGUCACCAUGAAUUCUGCCGAUUUGUCUUGGAAACCUCCCAAAACAGACGGUGGAUCCAAACUGACUAAAUACCUCAUAGAGAUGAAAGACACAAGAAGGUCUUACUGGAACAAGGUAGAGGAGGUGAAACCCAACAUCACCAGCUACACCGUCAGUAAACUGAUGACAGACGUGGAAUACGUGUUCAGGGUGUUUGCCAUCAACGAGGAGGGCCAGAGUCCACCUCUCACCUCGGACAAGUCCGCUAAACCCAAGAAAGAACUCACUGCACCAUCACGACCUGAAAGAAUCGGUGUCAUCAAAACAGACAAGGAAUCCGUGACAUUGGAGUGGAGCAAACCUAAAUCUGAUGGUGGAUCAAGACUCCGUCGAUACAUCAUCUGGCGCAGGGUGGAGAUGACCGACAAGUGGGUCAAGGUCACAACAGUGGAACAUUACACAACAAAGACAGUUGUGGAAAAGCUGGAGUUUGAGAAGAACUACUUCUUUGCUGUGUCUGCUGAGAAUGACAUUGGUGAAAGUGAUAAAGCAGAAACCACUGAACCAGCCAGACUACCCAAACCAAGUGAAGCACCAGCUGCCCCAGAGGGUCCACUUGUUGUAUCAAACAUCCACAAGACCUCAGCCUCACUCUCCUGGAAGGCCAGCCCCUCUGAUGGAGGUUCCCCAGUCACUGGCUAUGUGGUAGAGAUGAGGGAAAGCUGGAAGACCUCAUUCUCCAGAGUACAAAAGGUCCCAGCUGAUCAGCUGACCUUUGACCUGACCCAUCUCAAGGAAGGACAGGAGUACUUUGUCAGAGUCCUGGCAGAGAACAAAGUGGGAGUGUCCAAACCUCUAGAGGCAGAUAAAGGAUUCAAACCAGAGAGUCCAUACAAUGCACCAUCUGCCCCAAGAAAUCUCCAAGCCACAGACAUAACCAGUUCAACAGUGACCAUUCAGUGGCAGACACCUUCUAAUGAUGGUGGACUUCCCAUCAAGUUCUACACUGUAGAGCGCAGAGACAAGAAAUAUGGUUCCUUCACUAAGGAGGCUACAGUCAAUGCUCCCACAACCCGCUGUGUGGUAGAAAGACUACAACUGGAGAAGGAAUACUACUUCAGAGUGACUGCCACCAAUGAGGAGGGAACUAGUCCACCAGUAGAGAUGUCAGAACCAGUCAAACUGGUCAAAGAACCAGAAACACCGGAAAAGCCCACUGGACCAAUCAAAUUCUCUGACGUUCUGGCAACAAGCCUGACAAUGGAAUGGUCGGCCAGCAGAAGUGAUGGUGGAUCACCAAUACAGAACUACAAGAUUGAAAUGACAAAUGACAAAAAAAGCUGGGUCACGGUCAUGACCUGUGACAGAUAUACAACAAAGGUCAAGGUCAGGGACCUGAUCACAGACCAGAAAUAUUACUUCCGGGUCAGUGCUGUCAAUCAAGUGGGCAGCAGUGAACCUCUGAUGUCUGAUGAAGUAACCCCAAUAAAACCACCAGAGGUACCUUCACCCCCAACUGGGCCAUUAGAGUUCUCAGAAAUCACAAAGAAAUCCGCUGUGGUGUCCUGGAAACCACCCAAGGACAAUGGAGGAAGCCCCAUCACUCAUUAUGUGGUGGAGAAGAAGGAGGCUAGGAAGACCGCAUACACCCAGGUGGAAAAACUCGGUCCCAAGGCCCAGACAUGUAAACUCCAGUAUCUGACAGAAAAUACUGAGUACUUCAUCCAAGUGAGGGCCCUGAACAAAGUAGGUCUGUCUGAACCACUGAGCUCAGACAAACCACUGGUGCCCAAGCAUCCAUACACUGUACCAUCUGCCCCUGUUGGACCACUGAAAGUAUCAGACAUUACAGCCAACUCUGCCACACUCAGCUGGAAACCACCAAAAGAAGACGGUGGUCAACCUAUCAAGCGGUAUAUUGUGGAGCGCCGUGAUACACGCCGCACAGCCUGGGUACAGGCUGAGACACCACGGGCUAGUGUCCUGACACUGACAGUGGAUAAACUGAUAGAGGAUGUGGAGUACAUGUUCAGGGUGUCUGCCGAAAACAUCGAAGGACAAGGACCAUAUCUAGAGACAAAAGAACCUGUUACUCCAAGGAGGGUGCCAGUGAAACCUGGUGCUCCCUCUGGAAGAGUCCGUGCAGACAGCAUCACACCAGAAUCUGUUACACUGACAUGGCAGCCUCCAGUAGAUGAUGGAGGAGCACCCAUCAAGAAAUACGUCAUCGAAGCCAAGGAGGGAUCAAAAGACUGGUCUCCACUGGCUGAAGUGUCUCCCAAAUCAACUACAAAGACCUUAUCUGACCUCAAGGAAGGAAAGGAGUACCAGUUCAGAGUGAUUGCUGAAAAUGAAGUCGGACGUGGAAAAGACAACAAGCUGGAUGAAUCUGUUGUUCCAAUCAGACUGCCUGAGGUUCCAAGUGCACCUCAGGGACCACUGAGAGCAGCAAACAUCACCAAAGACUCCAUCACACUGUCCUGGCAACCACCUAAGGAUGAUGGUGGCAGUCCACUGACUAGCUACAUCCUAGACAAACUUGACUUACAGUGGGGAGGAUGGAAGAGGGCCGCCAAGGUCCCACCCACUGCCACUAGCACCAGCCUGACUGGCCUCAUCAAAGGACAUGACUACAACUUCAGAAUCUACGCUGAAAACAAAGUGGGAGUCAGUGAGCCAAUCGAACUGAUUGAUACUGUUACAGCUAAGAGUCUUGUUGAUGUCCCGUCAGCUCCCAGAGACUUUGAGAUCACAGAAGUGACUGAUGAUUCAGCUACCCUAGAGUGGUCUCCUCCUGCCUCAACAGGUGGCGCUGACAUCAUUGGCUACCCUGUAGAGCGUAGAGAGGCAGGCCGCAUGAACUGGGUCCGUGUCAAGCGGGUAGAACCUGAUGUCACAUGGUUCACGGUGGAAAACCUUCUGGAAGGCAGAGGUUAUGUCUUCAGGGUCUUUGCAGAAAAUUGUGAAGGACUCAGUGAACCUGCUGUCAUUGAAAAAACAGUUGUGCCACAAAGAAAAUUAGAAAAACCAUCUGAACCUCAGAACUUUGAAUUAGCCUACACAGAAAAAGACUCAGUUACCCUCCAAUGGAAGAAACCCAAAUCUGAUGGUGGAGCAAUGAUUUCUAAAUACAUUUUGGAACAAAGGAGAGGAAGAUCUGGAUCGUGGACCAAGAUCAAGGAGCUGGAGAGCUACCAGCACUCCGCCACCAUCAAACACCUGGAACCAGACACUGAGUAUGGAUUCAGACUCAAAGCCAAGAAUUCUGAGGGUCUCAGUGAACCUGUGGAACUGGAGUCCUCUAUCAAAUCCAGCAAACCACCAGAGAAACCCUCCAGACCUGUAGGACCUCUGAGGGUUGAGGACAUCACGGAGGACCAGGUUAAGUUGUCAUGGAAACCACCAGAGAGUGAUGGAGGAUCUAACAUCACAUCCUACAUAGUGGAGAAAUGCGAGGCCCGCCACCCACGCUGGCUGAGAGUGGCCCGAGUACCCCCAGGUACCCUCGGCGUGGACUGUUACAAUCUCAUUGAAGGCGUGGACUACUUCUUCAGUGUGGCAGCUGAAAAUGAGGCUGGAGUCAGCUCCCCUCUGGAAACAGAGAAACCUGUCACACCUAAGAGCAAAUUCAGACCUCCAGCUGCACCAACUGGACCCAUUAAGUGUACUCAGAUCACCAGAGAUUCUGUCACCAUUGAAUGGAAACCUCCCAAGGAGGAUGGAGGGUCAAAGGUCACAGGGUACAUUGUGGAGAAGAAGGAGGGACUGAGACACACCUUUGUCCAUGUGUCCAAGACAAUGUCCGAGGAGACUUCCCUGACCAUCCUAGGUCUGAAUGAGGGCAAAGACUACUACUUCAGGGUGUAUGCUGAGAACAAGUAUGGCAAGAGUCCUGCACUGGAGUCUAAAGAGGCUGCAACACCAAAGAGGACUCUUGAACCCCCAAUGUCCCCAGCUUCUCUACAUGUCAAGGACAUUACUAAGACCUCACUGACCUUGACCUGGGAACCACCACCAAGUGGACCUGAGGGUAUCACUGGCUACAACAUUGAGCGCCGCCUGUCUAACAGUGACAAGUGGGAGCGAGUGGCCCGUGUACCGGGACAAGUUCUGAGUCACCACCUGACCGGACUUAAAGAGGGCCAUGCCUUCUUCUUCAGGGUCACAGCUGAAAACACCGCUGGUCCCAGUAAACCCACUGAACUGAGGUCACCAGUUGAACUCAAGGGCAAAAAAGACAAACCACCAGCACCAACAAAUGCCCCAGAAAUCUUGGCCAUUGGACCCCGCUUUGUGGAGCUGUCCUGGCAGCCACCUGAACAUGACGGUGGCUCCCCCAUUACUGGGUACUAUCUAGAGAGGGCUGACCUGUCAGGCAGAACAUGGGUCCCCAUCAACAAAACACCGAUCAAAGGAACCAAACACAAGAUGGAAAACCUGUACGAGGAACUUAAAUACGAAGUCAGGGUCCGAGCAGAAAACAAGGAGGGCAUCGGUGAGCCUUCACCCGCCACUGAGCCAUUCUACUGCAAGGAUGUUAUAGUGAAUGAACCACCAAAGAUUGUCAAACAACUUGAACCACUCACAGUAACAGAAGGUCAAGAUGCUGUGUUCACAUGUGAAAUCUCAGGCAUGCCCAGACCUGGUAUCACAUGGUAUAAGAAUUACCGUGAAGUGUUCAACACCAGACGUACAGAAAUCAAGAAAAUGGAGGGUGGAAAGUACACUCUUACCAUCAAGAAUGUCACUGAAGAAGACAUCUGCAGCAUUGAAUGUCAUGCUCGCAAUUUCUAUGGAUCAGUAUCAACUAGGACCUCACUUGAUGUUAAUGUGCCAGCUAAGAUUGUGGACCUGCCCCAGAGAUACCUGGAUGGUCUACAGAUCUGUAAGGGAGAUGCCAUCAUGAUCCGCAUUCCCUACAAAGGUCGACCCGCUCCUAAGAUCACCUGGUCAGUAGACGGAGAGAUCAUCGAACCCUCACGCAGGAAGGUGGAGAUCAAGACCCACCCACACCACUCCACUCUGGUCAUCCACGAUGCGGAGAAGAAAGACAGUGGAGUGUACAAAUUCGUGGUGGAGAAUUCAGUGGGAUCGGACAUGGUUAACAUUCCUGUACAUGUCAUUGAUCGCCCCAGUCCACCUGAAGGUAAACCUGUCAUUGAGAGCAUCACCAAAUUCUCUGUCAAACUGUCAUGGCUGCCCCCAGCAGACGACGGUGGCUCUGAAAUCACAGGCUACAUCGUAGAGAAGCUGGACCUGCAGACCGGAGUCUGGAGACGCGCCCUGACUACAAAGACGCCGUACGCCACCGUGGAGUGUCUGGAGGAAUUCAAGGAACACAAAUUCAGGGUGUUCGCAGAGAACUUUAUUGGAAUCAGUGAAGCGGGAGAGGAGUCGGACAAGGUCGUGACCAGAGAGGCCGUGCCUGACGUGGACUAUGAUGACCUCUAUGAUGCAAGCUUCAGAGGCAACAAUGUGAAUAUUGACAAAAUCAAGGGUGAUGUGCUCAGCAAGUAUAUCAUCUGUGAAGAACUGGGCAGAGGUGCCUUUGGAGUUGUUCACCGAGCCAUUGAGCGAGCCACCAACAAGAACUGGGCUGCCAAGAUGAUCCGCUGUAAACCUCACGAGAAGGAGGCAGUCCGCCACGAGAUUGACAUGAUGAAUGAACUCCACCAUUCCAAACUUCUACAGCUUCACGAAGCUUUUGACCAGGCUGGAGAAAUGGUCAUGAUCCUAGAACUGCUUACCGGUGGUGAACUUUUUGACCGCUUGGUGGAACAAGAGUAUGAUCUGACAGAAGCAGGCUGUAUCACCUACAUGAGACAGAUCUGUCAAGGAGUCCGACACAUGCACCAACAAAAUCUGGUUCACCUUGACCUCAAGCCUGAAAAUGUGAUGUGUGUGACCAAGGAGAGUACAGACAUUAAGAUUAUUGACUUUGGUCUGACCCAGAGACUAGAAGAAGGCAAGAAUGUCAAGGUUCUAUUUGGCACGGCAGAGUUCUGUGCCCCUGAGAUCAUCAACUUUGAACCUGUCUCCUUCACGACAGACAUGUGGUCACUUGGAGUGGUGUCCUAUGUGUUGUUGAGUGGAUAUUCGCCAUUUGCUGGAGAAACAGACCACGAGACUUUUGUGAACAUUAACCGCUGUGACUACGACUUUGAUGAUGAAGUCUGGCAGAACAUCUCCCCAGAGGCCCAAGACUUCAUCAAGAAACUUCUUAUCCCCGACAAAAGCAAACGGAUGACAAUCUUUGAGGCACUGGACCAUCCCUGGUUGAAUGGUACUGUUGAGAAGAAACUAACAGGAAAACCACUGUCUCGUGCCCACCACAAAGAAUACCGCGACAGGAAACACCACAAAGAGGAUGACCUUGACAUUCUACCUAUGGGUCGUCUCGCUAGAAACAGCGCCAUCUUCAGAAAAGAGGGUGACGAAGGUGUCAUGUCCAGGCAUCUGUUACUUGAGUUGCCUCCCCAUGCUCCUGUUGUGGUGGAGCUGUUGACAGAUGUCCAUGGUUACGAGGGAUCACAUGUCGAGUUGACCUGUAAAAUCAGUGGAAAACCUGUGCCCACCAUUCACUGGUACCUGGAGGGUGAGGAGUUGACCCAUGGCAGGAAGUACCACAUGACCUACCAUGACCAGUUUGCCUCCCUCUUCAUCAGUGAACUGGAUGUGGAGGACGCUGGCAAGGUCAAAUGUAAAGCUGUCAACGAACAUGGUGAAGCCUUCACCACCGCCAGGAUAUCAGUAGAAGACCUGCGCAGAAAGAAGAAAAAGAGAGAAAAACAACCAGCUGAAGUACUGCCUAAACUCAAACUUGACAGACAUGACUAUGACACAUCAUUGGUGGAUACUAACAUUGCACCCAAGUUUACACUGCCCCUGAUUGAUCAGGUCAAAAAGGUCAGGGAAACAGUGGAACUCACCGUCACUGUAACCUGUCGCCCAGAACCAGAAGUUCAGUGGUUCCAUAACAAUGUCCGCAUCAAGUCGUCUAAACACUACGACCUUGAGCACAUCAAGGGUAUGUACAGACUGAUCAUCCACGAGGUCAACCCUGAUGACGCUGGAACCUGGAAGUGUGAGGCCACCAAUAAAUACGGGCAGACCUGGUGCUCGUGUGAACUCAAAGUCAUUGAAACUGUGCCAGAGGGAUCUAUCCAGCCCAAAUUUGUUCAGUGCCUGGAGGAUAGUACCAUUGAAGAGGGAAGCUCAGUCAAACUGGAAUGCAAGGUCAAAGGUCAACCAAACCCACAAGUGGAAUGGCAAGUUUCUAUUAAAUUUUAUUUCAAUAAAAAUAGCAAACAUUAG
Messenger RNA from Saccostrea cuccullata (small rock oyster), 82713 nucleotides. RefSeq names its product titin-like. Gene Ontology annotation, molecular function: protein kinase activity; protein binding; ATP binding. Gene Ontology annotation, biological process: protein phosphorylation. The record is from RefSeq and is a predicted model, not a curated record. Lineage: Eukaryota; Metazoa; Mollusca; Bivalvia; Ostreida; Ostreidae.